Scaptodrosophila lebanonensis is the source of this 60068-nucleotide messenger RNA. Its product is annotated as titin. The record is from RefSeq and is a predicted model, not a curated record. Gene Ontology annotation, molecular function: protein binding. The transcript has 37 exons. Bases 140 to 59404 code for a protein of 19754 amino acids. NCBI's taxonomy places the organism in Eukaryota, Metazoa, Arthropoda, Insecta, Diptera, Drosophilidae.
AUAUAUAUAUAUUAUUAUCUGUAAAAGUGAAGAAGCAAAGCAACGAGCAGUGAUAUUGAGGUGUUUAUAUAGUGCAGUUUAUUCUGCAUCGAUUUGGUUGUCAUUUUCAAUGAUAUAUAGUGAUAUAUAACUAUUCAAAAUGCAACGAGAAAAUUCGAAUCCCUACCAGCAACAGCAGCAGCAGCAGCACCAACAACAACAACAACAGGUGCAACAAUACUCCACUCAGGAGUAUUCACACUCUUCUCAGCAACACCAGCAGCAAAGGAUUAGCCGCACUGAACAACAUGUUCAGAGGAGAGAGAUCACCACUCAGCAACGAGUGCAACAUCAAGGCGGCAUCGGUGGCACCUACGUACCGCCAUCGUUAACACACGUCUAUGCCCAAGGUGACAUUUCACCGCCAGUUUUUGAGCAAAUCUUCAAGAAUGCUCGCUUCGCUCAGGGCGGCAACGCUCUGUUCGAAGGUAGACUGCGUGGCAAUCCGAAGCCAUUCGUAACUUGGACCCGAAAAGGCGCACCACUUCUCGAGUCGCAAAAGUUCCGUAUGAGCUACAACGAAGCCACUGGCGAAGUGUCCCUCUUAAUUAAUCAAAUUGGACCAGGCGAUGAGGGCGAGUACACGUGCACCGCACGCAACCAGUAUGGUGAAGCUAUUUGCAGUGUCUACAUACAACCGGAGGGCGCACCAAUGCCCGUACUGCAGCCCAUACAAAACUUGGAGAAAAACAUCUAUUCCAACGGCUACUCUUACACAUCCAUCGAAGAGGAGUUCCGCGUAGACACCUUCGAGUAUAGACUUUUGCGUGAAGUUUCCUUUAGGGAGGCUAUAACGCGACGCUCUGGAUACGAGCACGACUCUCAAUUGUCCCAGGAGCUGGAUCGUUCGUUGGGUCCUGCGCACGCACCACAAAUAGCGCAGAAACCAAGAAGCUCUAAGCUCAUUGAGGGUUCUGAUGCUGUUUUCACCGCAAGAGUGGGCUCAAAUCCAAAACCACGACUAACUUGGUUCCAUAACGGCCAGCGUCUUGUAGCGUCGCAAAAGUAUGAGAUCUCUUAUUCGAGUGGCGUUGCCACGCUUCGCGUGAAAAACGCCACUGCCCAAGACGGCGGACAUUAUACUCUACUUGCUGAAAAUUUGCAAGGCUGUGUGGUGUCUUCGGCUGUGUUGGCCGUAGAACCCGCUGCCGAGUCCGCAUAUGAGCCUAAGCCUGUGGAUGUUAUGGCCGAACAACUGGAAGCUGGCAAGGCUUUGCCACCAACUUUUGUGAAGGCUUUUGCCGAUCGCGAAAUAACUGAAGGUCGCAUGGCGCGCUUCGACUGCCGCGUAACCGGUAAUCCCUAUCCCGAGGUGUUCUGGUUUAUAAACGGCCGCCAAGUGCGUGACGAUGCCUCGCACAAGAUUCUAGUCAACGAGUCCGGCAGUCACUCCCUUAUGAUCACCAAUGUCACGCGUUUGGAUGCCGGUGCCGUGCAGUGCUUAGCGCGCAAUAAGGCCGGAGAGGUCGCCAUAGAAGCGCAAUUGAAUGUAUUGGAGAAGGAGCAAGUUGUCGCACCACAAUUUGUGCAACGCUUCAGUACAUUGACUGUGCGCGAGGGCGAGCCAAUUACCUUGAGUGCCAACGCCAUUGGAACUCCCGUGCCACGCAUCACUUGGCAAAAGGAUGGCGUACAGAUCUCAUCGACUGCUGAGCGCUUCGUUGGUAUUGAUGGUGGUGCCACCUGCUUAGAGAUACCUCGUGUGAAGGCUUCUGAUGCUGGCUGGUAUCAAUGUACAGCACAAAAUAUCGCCGGUUCAACUGCUAACCGUGCGAGACUCUAUGUCGAAGUUCCCAGAGAACAACCAAGUCACGAACAAAGGCGUCUUAACCUACCUAGACCAACGAAAGUCAUCGAACCAGAACCUAUUCCUGGUCCGGAAAUAAUUUAUUUGCGCCAUGUUGAGCGCGCAAAACCUCAUUUGCGGCCCGGCGAGGAAGAUCGCGUCUAUCCUCCACCACAGUUCAUUAUACCGUUGCAAAAUGUGCAGCAAACUGAAGGUGGUCGGGUGCACAUGGAGGCACGUAUUGAACCCGUUGGCGAUCCCUCAAUGGUUGUUGAAUGGUUCCUAAAUGGUCGCCCACUGGCUGCCAGUGCUCGCGCCACAUCUGUCUUCAAGUUUGGCUUUAUUGCGCUCGAUUUACUGAGCAUUAUGGGCCACGAUUCUGGGGAAUACAUGUGCCGCGUCAGCAAUGCAAGUGGCGUUGCAGAGUCACGCGCUAUUUUAUCUGUAACCCAGCGUCCAUCUAUCGAGCAGUCCUCUCAAAAUCCCAACAGCUUGCAAUAUAUCAAUCAGCUGGAGGACUACUCGCGCUACCAGCGCCAAGAGAGCACGGAGGAGCUAAUGAAUCAAGCUCCAGAAUUCAUCCGGCCCCUAAGAGAUUUGGGUGAGCUCGAAGAAGGCAAGAACGUACACUUUGAAGCCCAGGUAACACCGGUCAAUGAUCCUACCAUGCGCGUUGAAUGGUAUAAGGAUGGCCUUCCGAUUACUGCCAGCUCACGAAUUACCGCUAUCUUCAACUUCGGUUAUGUCUCCCUAAACAUACUGCACCUCCGUGCUGAAGAUGCGGGUUCGUAUACAGUUCGUGCAGUUAAUCGUAUUGGCGAAGCCAUUAGCUCGUCGACCAUCCGUGUGCAUUCACGCUCCCAGGUUACCGCUGACUUGGGCAUACCCGAACAACAACGCUAUAUCGAAAAAGUUGAAGAAUUGGAGGACUAUAGGAAAGCACAACAGCGACGUCAUGUCCAAGAGGCACCUGAAGCCAUUGCCCCACCCCAAUUCAAAACACCAAUUCAAAACCAGCUGGAUCUACGCGAGCAUGCCCAUGCCCACUUUGAAGCACGUCUGGAACCGAUCGGCGAUUCCACAAUGCGCGUAGAAUGGUUGAAAGAUGGCCAGCCAUUGGAGGCUAGCUCUCGCAUAACUACCUAUCACAACUUUGGUUAUGUAGCUCUGACCAUCAAGCAGCUGACAAUUUACGAUGCCGGCACUUAUACAUGCCGUGCCUAUAACGCAAUGGGUCAAGACACAACCACAGCCCAAUUGAGUGUCAUUUCUAAGAACGAAAUUGUGUCUGAUUCGCAGCAUCCGGGUGGUCUACAGAAAAUACAACAUCUGGAAGACUCUUCGCGCUACAGUCGCCGAGAAGAGGAGGAGACCUCCAUAACUCAAGCGCCACGCUUCCUAGGCCCUCUGAAAGGAACAACCAAAAUUUUAGAAGGUCAACGUGCUCACUUUGAGGCUCGUGUGGAGCCACAAAGCGACUUGGGCAUGCAUAUUGAGUGGUACCACAAUGGACGUGCGAUCACCGCAGCUAACCGUAUUCAAACGUACUACGAUUUCGGAUAUGUCGCAUUGGACAUCUCCCAAGUGCGAGCUGAAGAUGCCGGUGUCUACACUGUGGUGGCCAGAAACAAACUAGGUGAAGCUCAGUUACAAGCAACGAUGGUAGUGGAAACUCGUUCCAGCAUCGACACAUCUAGCAUGCACCGCGGCCUUUAUGAGAAAACUCAAAAUCUGGAAAACCGUCCAUUUGCUGAGCCACAAUACGAUAUUGAAGAAAUUUCAAAGUCAAAGCCCAUCUUCGUACAGCCGCUUACGGACCCGAAGCCUAUCCACGAUGGCAAGAACAUCCACUUGGAGUGUCGUCUAGAGCCUAUGGGCGAUCCCACAAUGCGUGUCGAAUGGUUCCACAAUGGCCGUCCCGUGACUGUUGGUUCACGUUUCCGCACCUACUAUGAUUUCGGUUUUGUUGCUUUGGAUAUCAUUCAAGCGACGGCUGCCGACUCUGGGGAAUACACAGUGCGAGCCACAAACCAUUUGGGAUCUGCUCACACCUCGGCAUGUGUGCGUGUCAUUGAUCGCACGGAUGUGGUGACUGAGACUCAGAACGAACAAUCUCUUGAACAAAUCCAACUGCUUGAAGAUUCGCGUCGUCGCCACCAUAUGGAAGAGGAUAUUACCAUUAUGCAAGCUCCACAAUUCACUCGUGCUUUGCAUAAUAUUGAAACCAUGGAGGGCACAAAUGUUCAUUUGGAGUGCCGUCUGCAACCAGUUGGUGACCCAAGCAUGCGUAUUGAGUGGUUUGUCAAUGGCAAGCCCGUUAAGACUGGACAUCGUUUCCGGCCAGCCUACGAAUUCGACUAUGUAGCGCUUGAUUUGCUUGGCUGUUAUGCCAUUGAUUCGGGAGUUUACACGUGCCAAGCCCGAAACCAGUUGGGUGAGGCCGUCACCUCAUGCUCUGUGCGCAUUAUUGCGAAGAACGAUUUAAUUUUGGAAACGCAAAAUGAGUCUGGCUUGCAGAAAAUCCAGUACUUGGAGGAUUCAUCGCGUUACCGCCGCAAUGAAUUUGUAGAUGAAGUUGUCAAUAUUCGUCCCCGUUUCUUAACGCACCCCAAGAGCUUAACCAAUACGCGUGAGGGUGGUCAUGCUCACUUUGAAUGUAAGAUUGAACCAGUAACUGACCCAAAUCUAAAAGUGGAAUGGUUCAAGAACGGUCGCCCGAUUACGGUUGGUCACCGAUUCCGUCCUAUUCAUGAUUUCGGAUAUGUCGCUUUGGACAUUGUUGAUCUGAUUGCUGAAGAUUCCGGCGUUUACACCUGCCGCGCAGUUAAUCUAAUUGGAUCCGAUGAGACUCAGGUCGAAUUGCAAUGCCGUAGCAGUGAACAAAUCGUCACUGUUACCCAAAAUGAAGCUGGCCUAGAACAGAUUCAUUAUUUGGAAGACCGAUCGCGUUAUAGCCGCCGCGAAGAGAUCGAUGAAAGCACGAAGCAGACACCAGUUUUCACUACCUCUUUGAAGAACAUCGAAAUAAAGGAGAAUCAACGUGCCCACUUUGAGUGCCGUUUAAUUCCGGUAUCCGAUCCUUCCAUGCGCGUGGAAUGGUACCACAACAACUUGCCACUAAAAUCUGGCUCGCGAUUCACUGAGACCAACAACUUCGGCUUUGUAGCUCUGGACAUUAUGUCCUGCUUACCUGAGGAUGCAGGUACUUAUACCUGCCGUGCUUUCAAUGCUGUUGGUGAAGCUAUCACCUCUGCAGUCGCCAUCGUGCACACCAAGAAGUCUAUCUAUCUAGAAUCGCAACAUGAAACUGCACUGCCACGCUUGCAGCAUUUGGAAGAUGGUUCUAAGCGUCAACGCAUCAGCGUUCAAGAUGAAUUUGUUUCUCAGGCACCAGUGUUCACCAUGCCGGUGCGAGAUGUUCGUGUUGCUGAAAAUCAGGCAGUGCACUUUGAAGCUCGCUUGAUCCCGGUGGGCGAUCCCAACCUAAAGGUAGAAUGGCUCCGCAAUGGUCAGCCCAUUGAAGCCUCCAAUCGUACGACAACAAUGCAUGAUUUCGGAUAUGUGGCGCUUAACAUGAAAUAUGUUAAUCCUGAAGACUCUGGCACCUACACCUGCCGUGCCGUCAAUGAACUGGGUCAAGCUGUAACUUCAGCUUCGUUGAUUGUGCAGUCAAAGACUGCUAUACAGUUGGAGACUCAACACGAAGCUGCCAUGCACAAGAUUCAUCAACUAGAGGAUCACAGCAAGUACCAACGCCGCGAGGAAGAGGAAUUCACCGUGACAACAGCACCAGUUUUUGUUACCAAAUUGAUUGGUCCUAGCAAUCUGGUUGAGGGACAAAGUGCUCAUUAUGAGUGCCGCAUUGAACCAUACCCUGACCCAAGCCUUAAGGUUGAAUGGUUCCACAACGGCAAGCCGCUUAGCACUGGUCAUCGCUUCCGUACAACUUAUGACUUCGGAUUUGCUGCUCUAGACAUCCUCACUGUGUACGCUGAAGAUAGCGGCGAGUACACAUGCCGUGUGACUAACAAUCUUGGCGAAGCCGUGAACUCUGUUGUGCUUAAUGUGCAAUCUCGUUCUUCUAUUAUUCACGAGACUCAGCAUGAAGAAGCUUUGCACAAGAUUCAGCACUUGGAGGAUACAACGCGUUUCCAACGCAAGGCCGACGAAGAUCAGUUCCAUGCCGAACGCCCACAGUUCGGACGUCCGCUGCGUAAUGCCAAGGUCAAUGAAGGCACUCCAGUUCAUUUGGAAGCUACCUUGGUCCCCGUUAAUGAUCCAACCAUGAAGGUGGAAUGGUAUUGUAAUGGCAGACCCAUUCAAACAGGUCAUCGCUUCAAGACAACCUAUGAUUUCGGCUUCGUUGCGUUGGACAUCUUAUAUGCACAUGCUGAAGAUACUGGCACAUACAUGUGCAAGGCCAAGAAUGCUGUAGGGGAAGCUGUCACGACUUGUGCUGUAAACGUAACAGCAAAUAAGACAUUGGACCUCGACACAAUGGAUGCUCAGCGUCUCGAGAAGAUUCGUCAACUGGAGAGCUAUGCACCACCAACUAAGCUAGAAGUAGAAGAGAAGGGUCAAAAGCCUAUUUUCCUGACGCCUCUAAGCAACCUGGAGCAUCUGAAGGAAGGUGAACACGCUCACCUGGAGUGUCGCGUUGAACCAAUAAAUGACCCUAACCUGAAGAUUGAAUGGUUCUGCAAUGGCAAACAACUGCCAACUGGUCAUCGCUAUAGAACCACUCAUGACUUCGGCUACGUCGCUUUAGAUAUUUUGUAUGUCUACGGAGAAGAUACUGGCACAUAUAUGUGCAAGGCCACAAACCUGUUGGGAGAGGCCGUUAAUACCUGCAACGUGCGUGUGCUGAACCGUCGCAGCAUGAUUCUGGAUACUCAGCAUCCUGAUGCUUUGGAGAAAAUACAAAAACUAGAAUCAAAGGUAGUGACCACCCGUACUGAAGUUGGCGACCAUCCCCUCAGCCCACCACACUUUACGGCAGAGCUGCGCGGAUCUACUGAGAUCUAUGAAGGUCAAACCGCUCACUUUGAAGCUCAAGUGGCUCCAGUUCAUGAUCCAAACUUGCGCAUCGAGUUUUACCAUAAUGGCAAGCCACUGCCAUCGGCUGCUCGUUUCCACAUCACUUUUGAUUUCGGAUAUGUCUCACUGGAUAUAACACAUGCUGUGGCCGAAGAUGCUGGCGAGUACUCUGUGCGCGCCGUCAAUGCGCUCGGGCAAUGCGUUUCGUCCACAAACUUGCGCGUCAUUGCACGUGGUACUAUUAUCUCCGACACUCAACAUCCUGAGGGAUUGGAGAAAAUACGCAAGCUGGAAUCAAAUGCUCCAUAUCAGCGUCAAGAAAUUGAGACUCCUGGCACUAGACAGCGUCCAGUGUUCACUCAACCACUGCAAAAUAUCGAUCGCAUUAACGAACAUCAAACAGCUCACUUUGAGGCCCGCCUUAUUCCUGUGGGUGAUCCAAAUCUGAAGGUCGAAUGGUACCGUAAUGAGAAGCUUAUUGAGGACAGCUCCCGCAUUACCAAGCAACACGAUUUUGGUUACGUAUCCUUGGACAUCUCUCACAUUCGCAAGGAAGAUGAGGGCGUUUAUAUGUGCCGCGCAGUUAAUCCAUUGGGCGAGGCCGUUACCACCGCUUCGAUGCGUGUUGUCACUGAAGCUAGUAUUCUCAUGGAUACACAACAUCCAGAUAGUAUCAGUCGCAUCCACCAAUUGGAGAAACCCGUAGCUCCACGCCCAGCAGAGCCAGAGCGCCUCUUUGAGAAGCCUAUCUUUACGCAAUUGCUUACUGGUCCUUCUGAAGUGUGGGAAGGCACGCACGCACACUUUGAGGCUCGCGUUGUUCCGGUCGGUGAUCCUUCUUUGAAAUUCGAGUGGUACAUCAACGGUGUGGAACUGCAAAUGGGCUCGCGCCUGCGUACAACACAUGACUUUGGUUUUGUUACUCUGGACAUUAACGCUGUUGUUCCUGAAGAUGCCGGUGUCUACAUGUGCCGUGCAUACAAUGCCGCUGGCGAGGCCGUUUCCUCUACAGCUAUGAAGGUCAAGACUAAGGCGAACAUCGACGGACAGCCCUUGGUUCCAGAAUCCUGGGAAGCUAUUCGCCUUAAGGAAGCCGCCAUGAACCGCGUACCUGAAAUGCUUGUUGACUCAACACCGCAACAAGCCCCAGUGUUCACGACUCACUUGCAGAGCUACGACAAACUGCAUGAGGGACAGCAUGUAUUGCUGGAGGCUCAAGUAGAACCUCGUGCUGAUCCAAAUCUACGUAUAGAAUGGUUCAAGAAUGGUAUUUCAUUGACCACUGGCUCUCGUAUUCGCAGCACUUUCGAUUUCGGUCUAGUAACAUUGUCUAUUAACGGUCUGCGUGAGGAUGAUUCAGCCAUCUAUACUUGCAAAGCCACUAACUUGGUUGGCGAAGCUGUUUCUACAUCGUCUUUGAAGAUCGAAGAUCGUCAUUGGUUACAUGCAGAAUCUCUGCAUCCAGACUCGCUGCCACGUAUUGGUGAGCUAGAAGCACCAAAGGAGGGUCGCCCAGAGGCACCUGAGCCCACAUACGAAACUCCCGUUUUCAUUACCCACUUGAACAACAUUGAGUGCAAAGAGACCGAUAAUGUGCGUUUUGAGUGCAACGUUGAACCAGCUCGCGAUCCAACCAUGAACAUCGAAUGGUACUACAAUGGUCAGCCAUUGCAAGCUGCAGCCAAAUUCAAGUCAAUUUAUGACUUUGGCUACUGCGCCUUAGAUUUGACCAACUCGUACGCAGAAAACAGCGGCGUUUAUACUUGCAAGGCUACGAACAGCAAGGGCUCAGCCACAACUUCGGGCACGCUUAGGUGCACUGGUGGAAAGACAAUGUUCUUGGAUACUCAACAUCCUCAGGGUGAGAGUGGACUGGAAGCUGUUCAGGAAACCGAAGAGGCCCUGGCUAACCGCUACAACCAGAAGUCAACUAAGCCUGAGACGCAAUAUCCUCCUCCAGUCUGGACAAAACCAUUGCAGCCUGAGUUUAAGCUGUCUGAAGCACAACCAAUCCAUUUGGAGGCAAAUGUGGAGCCCAAAGAAGAUCCUAACUUGUUUAUUGAGUGGUAUUUCAACGGAAAACUGUUGCAACAUGGCUCGCGCUUCAAGAUGACCACCGAGUUUGGCUUCGUUACCAUGGACAUGAUUGAAGUUUAUGAAAGAGAUCAAGGCAUAUAUACUUGCAAGGCUUACAACAAGGCCGGCGAAGCUUUCACAUCUACUACCAUUUUCUGCAGUAGCAAGGAAAAUAUUAUUGAGAAAACUCAGCAUCCCAAGGGAGCAGAAGGUCUUGAACAAAUCCAAGACCUGGAAGAUUCACUACGCAGGGAUGGUAGCAAGCCAGAGAAACCUGAAGAAGGCAUUGCACCACGCUUUACUACCGAGUUCGUCAACAUCGCGGACAUCGGCGAAGGUGAACUUGCCCACUACGAAGCCAACCUUAUUCCGGUGGGUGAUCAGAGUAUGGUCAUCGAAUGGUUCUUUAAUGGUAAAGUUUUGGAGGCUAGCCAUCGUGUGCGCACUAUUUAUGCCUUUGGAACUGUCGCUUUGGAGGUGCUCGGCACUAAGAUCGAGGACACCGGCACUUACACAUGCCGUGCCACCAACAAAUACGGAUCUGCUGAGAUCAGCUGCACUUUGGAGUGCGUUGACAAGCCACGUGGCCAGAAACCGCGCUUCACGUCGCACAUUCAACCGCUGCAAGGCUUGAAGGAUGGACAGUCUGCACACUUUGAGUGCACUCUGAUACCCGUUAAUGAUCCUGAUUUGAAGGUCGAGUGGUAUCAUAAUGGCAAACUUUUGCGUCAUUCGAACCGCAUCAAGACAGUUUCCGACUUCGGUUACGUUGUGCUGGAUAUUGCCUACUUGCAGGAUCAUGAUAGUGGCGAGUAUGUGUGCAGAGCUUACAACAAAUAUGGUGAGGACUUUACUAGAACGACACUCAAUUGCGGUGGUCGCGGCGGUGUGUUCUACGACAGUUUACAGCCCGAUUCACUACCAAGAAUUCGUGAGCUUGAGUGUCCACAAGGCCAACAGACCGAUUCUAGUGCUCCUAUUGUGGCUGAACCACCCAAAUUCAUUACCCAAAUCAGUGAUGUAACCAAACUUGUCGAGGGCCAAAGCGCGCACUUUGAAGCCCGUUUGACGCCUGUAACCGACCCAGAUCUGAAGGUCGAAUGGUAUUUCAAUGGCAAAAAACUGCCCCAUGGACAUCGUUUCCGUACCUUCCACGACUUUGGCAUUGUCAUUUUGGAUAUUCUGUACUGCUAUGAGGAGAAUUCCGGUGUAUAUGAGUGCCAUGCCGUCAAUAAAUACGGUGAAGAUGUCACUCGUGCUACGCUAAAAUGCGCUUCGAAGGCUAGUCUUAUUCUAGACUCUCAACUGCCACGCGGAAUGGAAGGUGGUCUGGAGAAGAUUGCCAAUCUUGAGUACAGCAUGGUACGCACUCGCGACGAAACAACGGAAGAGACUAAGGGCAAGGCUCCAGUGUUCACCGUUCCUCUUGAAAAUAUUGAAAAUCUACGUGAGGGUGAAAACGCUCAUUUCGAGGCGCGCAUUACACCAGCUGAUGAUCCUAAGCUUAAGGUUGAAUGGUAUUGGAACGGUCGUCCACUCAAGGCCGGCUCUCGCUUCCGUACCUUCUGUGACUUUGGAUUCGUCAUCUUGGAAAUUUCACCUGUUUAUCCCGAAGACUCUGGCGAAUAUUCGUGCCGUGCUAUUAAUGAGUAUGGUGAAGCCGUUACCACAGCUACCAUGAAGAUUCAGGGUAAACGCAGCAUUAUUAUGGAAUCCCAGCUGCCAAAGGGCAUGGAGGGCACUAUUGACAGAAUUGCAGAAUUAGAAGGAUUGGGUUCACGCAGCACAGAGUUUGUACCUGAUGAUGACACUGGCAAGCCGCCAGAGUUCAUAACCACACCGUUCGAUAUGGUGAUCACCGAGAACUCUUUGGCCCACUUCGAGUGUCGCUUGCAGCCCAUUAACGAUCCGUCCAUGCGCGUUGACUGGUUCCACAAUGGCAAGGCUUUGUGGGCUGGCUCCCGCAUUAAGACUAUUAACGACUUCGGUUUUGUCAUUCUUGAAAUAGCUGGUUGUUAUCAACGCGAUAGUGGUCUGUACACUUGCAAGGCCACCAACAAGCAUGGUGAGGCUACUGUCUCAUGCAAGCUACAGGUUAAGGGACGCCAGGGUAUUGUUAUGGAGCCUCAACUACCCUCAAACUUCCGUACUGGUACGGAAAGUUUGCAGAAGUUGGAGGAGAGCAUGCAUAGACGCGAGGAAAUCGUUAUCGAUGAGGAGCAACCUAACCCGCCUAAGUUCAUUGAAGAGAUCAAGGACAAUUUGGAUGUGCCCGAGGGUGGUCCAGUUCACUUCGAUUGCCGCGUUGAGCCUGUUGGCGAUCCAACUAUGCGCAUUGAAUGGUUCUACAACGGCCUUCCUAUGGCUACUGGCUCUCGAGUACAUCAAUUGAAUGACUUCGGUUUCAUUGCUCUCGACAUCGAUUAUAUUUAUGCACGCGACUCUGGCGAAUACACCUGUCGCGCCACAAACAAGUGGGGCACAGCAACUACCACUGCAAAGGUUAGCUGCAAGGGCAAGCACAACAUUGUCUACGAAUCGCAGUUGCCAGAAGGCAUGACCUCUGAAAAGUUGAAGGAAUUGGAGCGUGGACGCAUACCAGAGGCUCCGAAAGUCGUAGAGCCAGAGUUUGGACCGCCGAAGUUCAUUACUCAAAUUACUUCCGUUACCGUCGAAGAAGCAGAGGCAGUCCGAUUCGAGUGCCAAGUGGAACCAAAGACUGAUCCAAGCUUGCGCAUUGAAUGGUACCGCAAUGGCAGACCAUUGCCAUCUGGUCAUCGUUAUAGGAACAUCUUCGAUAUGGGCUUUGUAUCAUUGGAUAUUUUGUAUGUAUACGGAGAGGACUCUGGAGAGUACGUCUGCCGUGCUAUUAACAACCAUGGUGAAGACCGAACCAAGGCAACUGUGUCCUGCAAAAAACUGCCCACUAUUUUGUUGCAAAACCAAGUGCCUCGUGGCAUGAAACGCUCAGACGCGUUGACGCAAAUGGAAGCUACCAUCAAAAAGUAUACUUCUGAAGUGCAUUUGACCGAAGACGAUUUGUUUGAUCCCGAUCGCAAGCAGCCACCUCGCUUUGUCACGCAAAUCAAAGACCAAGCCAAUCUUACGGAAAUGGCUGUCACUAAAUUCGAGUGCCAGCUGGCUCCUGUUGGUGAUCCCAACAUGAAGGUGGAAUGGUUCUUUAAUGGAAAACCUUUGCUCUACAAGAACCGCUUCCAACCCAUUUACGACUUUGGUUAUGUGGCGAUGAACUUCGGUUGGGUCUACCCUGAGGAUAGCGGCGAAUAUGUCUGUCGCGCAACUAAUUUGUAUGGCAAGGACGAAACUAGAGCUUUCAUUAAAGUCGCUGGAAAGCCGGGCAUUGUUUACGAUUCUCAAUUGCCCGCUCACAUGCAGAGUAUCGAUCGUAUUCGUGAAAUGGAAGCUUCUUGGCAGGUUGUGCCUGAGGAGGUUGAUCCAGACGCAAAACCAAGAACAAAGCCUAUCUUUGUCAGCAAACUGGAACCACAGACCGUGGAAGAAGGCGAAUCAGCUAGAUUCUGUGUGCGUGUAACUGGACAUCCACGUCCAAGAGUUAUGUGGCUCAUCAAUGGCCAUACCGUCGUGCAUGGCUCUCGCUACAAGUUAACCAAUGAUGGCAUGUUCCAUUUGGAUAUCCCGAAGACCCGCCAGUAUGACACCGGAAAAGUUGAGGUGAUUGCCCGCAACUCUGUGGGUGAAUCGAUUGCUUCCACUGAAUUGAAUGUUGUCGCUCGCUCGGAUGACUAUCGUAAUGUUCUGAAGAAUUCGCCACGCCCAUGGUACGAUUAUGAGCUAGCUGCCUAUCAGAAGGAACGUCAGGAAAAUGAGUUGGAGAAGGUAUUUGAUGAGCGUAAGCAAUAUUUAUCCGAACAAAGCGCCCAUACCCUAAAGGGCGUUGAACACCUUAAGCCCAAGCAAUAUAAGCCAGCAACUCCAGAAUGGCAGCAGAGCGUUAAGGCCAAGAAGAGCGAGGAGUAUUACAACAAGUUGCAGGAAUUGGAGACAGAGCAGCUGCUGAAGGAGACCACUUUGCGCAGAGAUAACCAUCAGUACGCCAUACCUGGCGACAAGGUUGUUAGCAGCUCCGCUGCCAAGGGUAUGGCCCAGUCGUACGAGGAGAACCUCCAAGAGCAAACGAGCAACACUCAAAUCAAGAAGGCUGGACCUAAGGGUACAGCGGAACCAUCAGAGUCUUCCGUGCAUGGCCGCGAAGUGCACAUGAAUAAGCAACAGCAGGUACAGAAGGAGAUUCAGGGUGAUUUGGAAAUCACUCGCAAGAUAACAUCGACCGAAACAACUGAAAUGGAGCACAAGGGCACUACGCAAGAGCGUGUAGUGAAGGGCCCAGUAAAACCAGCCAAAGCGCCAAUUUUCACCAAGAAGAUACAGCCAUGCCGCGUCUUUGAGAACGAACAAGCUAAGUUUGAAGUCGAGUUCGAUGGCGAGCCCAUGCCAACUGUGAAAUGGUUCCGUGAGAGCUUCCCCAUUCAGAACUCUCCCGAUUUGCAGAUUCAUACCUUUAGCGGAAAAUCGAUCCUGAUCAUACGCCAAGUCUUUGUCGAGGACUCGGCUGUGUUCUCUUGUGUGGCUGAGAAUCGUGGUGGCACUGCAAAGUGCAGCGCCAAUUUGGUUGUGGAAGAGCGCCGACGAGCUGGCAAGGGUGGAAUACAACCACCAAGCUUUGUCACAACUAUCCAGAGUACCACUGUAGCCACCGGUCAAUUGGCCCGCUUCGACGCUAAGGUCACAGGUACCCGUCCAAUGGAUGUGUAUUGGCUGAAGAACGGCAUGAAGAUACAUCCAAGCAUCAAAUUUAAAAUGCUUGAAGAGGAUAGUGUGCAUACAUUGCUCAUUAUUGAGCCAUUUGCAGAGGAUUCUGGUCGUUAUGAGUGUGUGGCUGUGAAUGCAGCCGGUGAGGCACGCUGCGAUGGUGACUGUGUAGUCCAAUCGCCAACCAAGCCGGACAAGCCAACUACUCCAGGCAGUGAAAAACCGCCACAUAUUGUCGAGCAACUUAAGAGCCAAUCCGUUGAGGAGGGCAGCAAAGUUAUCUUCCGCUGUCGCGUUGAUGGCAAACCAACGCCUACGGCCCGCUGGAUGCGCGGGGAGAACUUUGUGAAGCCUUCGCGCUACUUCCAAAUGAGCCGCCAGGGUGAAUACUACCAGCUGAUCAUAUCGGAGGCAUUCCCCGAGGAUGAGGGCACUUAUAAGUGUGUGGCUGAGAAUAAGUUGGGCAGCAUUCAGACCAGCGCUCAGCUUAAGGUGCGUCCAAUCGAGAACUUGGAUGCACCUCCCACCAUCACAGCCUUGAAGGAUGUUUCCGUUACUGAAGGCAUGCCAGCCCAGUUCAAGACCACUGUGACCGGCAAAGUGAAGGCAACCAGUGUGCAAUGGUUCCGAGAAGGUCAAUUGAUACCAGAAACACCUGACUUCCAGAUGAUUUUCGAUGGUAACAGCGCUGUACUUCUGAUCGGAACGACCUACGAAGAAGAUUCGGGUAUCUUUACAGUACGUGUGACUUCGUCAACUGGACAAGUCGAGUCCUCAGCCAAACUGACUGUUAAAAAGCGACGUAUCUCGGCCUAUCAAUUGCGCACAAUUGAUUCCGUCGAAGAUGAGUCCUCUUCCUCUGGCAGGGAAGAUAGUGCACCCGAGUCACCUUAUCCACAACAGCAGCAGCCACCACAAUAUGGCCAGUACCUUGGCGUCAAUGGUCAAGUACCGCACCAGGGUCGUUCGCGGACCAAGAAGACCAAGGUGCGCAGCAAAUCCCUGCAGCCACCUUCCAACAUUGUGCCUUGGCGAAAGUCAUCGCGACCUCAUCGCGGACGGUCCUUGGAUAAGCAGCCAUUUUUGCCAGGCUUUAAGCCGGAACCAAUCAAAUCAUGGACUGAGGAGACAAUUAGCUUGAAGCCAGCACCCAUUGAGAGAAAGAAGCCCGUCCCCAAACUAGAGGCAGCUAAGGUUGUGCUUAAGUCCAUUAAAAGCGAGCGGGAUCAGGGCAUUAUGAGCCUUGGUGCUACAUUGGAACAAAUUAUUGCCGGGAAGACUGAAAAAGAAGCUGUACCGUGGAUAACUAUGCGCGAAAAAUUGAAGCAGGUCGAGAGUGUACAGCAACAACUUAAUAAAUUCGAUCUGGAUGAGGUAUAUUUGCGUCCUCUGGAGGGGCAAAUCGAGACGGAGUCACAACAACCACAACAGGCUCAAGUGGAACAGGUGAAGCGUGAUAAGGAAAUUCAACGCUUGAAGAGCAUGGAGAGUGUUGAAAUAAUGGAGAUGACAGAGCAAAUCGAUAAACUUAUAACGCAACACCAGAAAGAGGACACAAUUCCAUGGAAAGAAAUGCGCCAACAGUUGAAGAGUGUUCAACGGGUGACUAAACAAAUCGACAAAUUCAAAAUGGAGGAAGUCGAACUUCGCCACUUGCAGGCUCAACAAAUUAUUACUGAGGAAACACAGACUGCUGUUGAAGACACGGUUGUUAUGAAAAUUGAUGAUAGCUCAAAGGGUUCGAUAGCGAAGGUUAUGCGUCGCGAUGAAUUGCAGCACUACGAAGAUCAAUCAAAUCUUUACAAACAGCAAUUCAUAACCACCGAAGAUGUUAAUAUAAUGAAUGUGUCUGAGCGUGAAAGGCUGGAAGCUCAACGUAUAAUCAGAGACCAACAAGGUGUUAACUGGAGGCAGCAGCAGGAACGACCGCAGUUACAGCCACUAACAUCAGUCGAGGACACAGUUUCAUCUCAGACUAGUGAACGUCAGAAACUUGUUCAGCAACAAAGUACAAUUGAGGAGGCUCAACGGCAACAGUUCGUGCAAAUUGAAGAUUCCCAGAUGAUGAGCCUUGAACAAUACGAGCAUCUACAGACGGUCAACCAGCGAACUCAACAAGAGGCUUUCAACUGGCGUCAACCACGACAGCCCCAGAAGUUCAUUCAAGUUGAAGAUUCAUCUCUGCUUCAUUUGCAGGAGCGUGAAGACACACAAGAGCAGCAGUUACUGCAACAGCAACCAGUUAUGUGGGACCGUGGCAGAAAGCAGCCACAACAGCCACAGCAGCCGCAACCAAUGCAACCGCAGGUGCCAAUCCAAGAACAAUAUGUCGAAAAGCCUAAGACUUAUGAGGAAAUGCACGAUGAAUUGAUUGAACCAGUUCCAGUACAACAGCCACAAGCUCAGCCAGUCAUGUGGGAAAGAGGCAAAAAGAAGCCUGUUGCUCCACAGCAACAAACUUACGAGGAGCUACAUGAUGUAUUGGCUGAGCCAAUCGCACCACAGCAACCACAUUUAGUUCCAGUCAUGUGGGAACGCGGCAAGAAGCAACCAGUUCCUCAACAGCAACAGGUUACCGCCACAACAGAGUUAGUGGAAACAUCUCAAUAUGCUGAGCAACAAACUGUUGAGGAAACAAAGAAGGUUGCAGUGCGUAAAGUUCUUCCACCACGUGACCCUGAGCAAAGAGUUGAACAGGUAACAUUGAAGCCCACGCCACGACAAAAGCCAAAAGAAGCUCAAAAGGCUGAGGAGUUCCAAUUGAAACCCCUUAAGAGUACUAGACAAGUACAACAAACAGUCGAAGAGGAAUCGCAAAAAGCUUAUGAGGAAACUGUAGAUGAAAUAUUGGUUGAAGAAACCGAGCGACAGGAAGCAGAGCCCUCUCAGCCUGUGAUGUGGGAGCGUGGCAAGAAGAAGCCUCAGAAACCACAAGAAGCUCAACAGAUUCCAAAAACUCUUGAGGUGGCUGAAGAUCAACUUGUAGAAGAAUCCACUCUCCCUGUAGAACCGCAGCCACAGCCAGUGAUGUGGGAGCGUGGCAAGAAGAAGCCUCAGAAAGCACAAGAAGCUCAACAGAUUCCAAAAACUCUUGAGGUAGCUGAAGAUCAACUUGUAGAAGAAUCCACUCUCCCUGUAGAACCGCAGCCACAGCCAGUGAUGUGGGAGCGUGGCAAGAAGAAACCCCAGAAACCACAAGAAGCUCAAGAGAUUCCAAAAACUCUUGAAGUUGCUGUAGAUGAACUUGUAGAAGAGCCAACAAAACCUGCAGAGCCGCAGCCCCAGCCCGUAAUAUGGGAACGCGGUAAGAAGAAGCCGAAGCAGCCACAAGAGCAAGAGAUUCAAAAGACUCUAGAAGUUGUUGAAGAUAUUUUGGUAGAAGAGGAACCUGAGUCUGUACAGCCGCAGCCUGUCGCGUGGGAACGCGGCAAGAAGAAAAAGAUCCAACCAAAACCCCAGGAAGUUACAGAGCAACCAAUUGAAGAAGCGCCACAAAAGACCUAUGAGGAAGCUGUAGAUGAAUUACCAACUGAGCCUCAGGAGCAAGACAAACCCCAGCCAGUUCCAUGGCAGCGUGGAAAGAAAAAACCGCAACAGCCUGUCGAAGUUAUCGAACAAGUCCAACCGGAUGAAGUCGAUGCCCAUAUUGAAGAAAUUGUCGAAGAAAAAGAUAUUGAAGAAACCCGUAAGGUUAGGAAAAUAAAGAAACCAAAGGCUAAGCCAACAAAAUUAGAACCAGAAGUUGAGCAAACUGAAGAACAAGAAGAAGUCGAAGAGGAACAGCCACAAGAAAUUGAGGAGACAGUACCUACGACUGAAGAGCCCAAGGCAAAGAAACCAGCUAUUAAGCCUGUGGAAGUGGAGCAAGUGGAAAAGGUAACACUUAAGCCUGUUCCUAGAAAGCAACAACCUCUUCCAGAGAAAGAACAAAUUGAAGAGGUUUCUUUGAAACCAUUGAAAAAGGCUGCAGUUGUUAAAGAGACAAUCAAACCAGAAGCUACGGAAGCUGAACUCAUUGAGAGUGAAGAAGAUGUCGUUGAAGAACAAAUUGUGGACGUUACUAAAAAGCGAGUUAAGAAGAAAAAGCCUAAGAAGAAGGUCACAGAAGAAGACAGCAUUGAGGAACCACUUGAAGAUAUUGAAGAACCAAUCGAAGAAGCUCAACCAGAAGAACCCACCGAAGACGUUGCUGAGGAAAUUAUUGAAGAAACACCCAUCGAGGAGACUCAACAGAAAGUAACGAAGCCGAAACCAAAGAGAGAAGAAAUUGUAGAAAAGGUUGAAGAAGUUUCUUUGAAAAAGGUUACUAGGCCCAAAAAACAAUUACCUCAGGAAGCGACGAUCGAGGAAGUACGUCUUAAGCCAACAAAACGCACAGCAGCUAAGCCUGAAGAAGUUAAAUUGGAAGAAGUUGACUUGCAGCAUGUCGAGAAGGUGGAUGAAACCAUCGUGCAAGAAGAAAAGCGCAAGACUAAAAAAGUAAAGAAGCCGAAGCAUGAAGAUCUGCCUGAAAUAUCAGAUGCAGAACCAACAGAGUUGGAAGAGGCCGAGCACAUAGAUAUUGAAAAAGAGCCUAAGAUUGAAGAGGCACCAGCUCAAGUGCCAUGGGAAAGAGGAAAGAAGAAGAAGCCAGUUGAACAGCCUUUAGAAGAAAAACAAUGGCCAACGGGUAAGCGCCGACCACUAGCUCAAGAAGAACCAGAAGAAGUUCAGCUUAAGCCAAUACCAGCAAAACCAAUCGAAGAGCCGCAGCGUCCAGAAAAAGCAAUACCAGGACCCGAGCUUGUACCCGAAGAGCGGCCAAAGAGCGAAGACGAAGAUGUAGAACUGGAGCCGCUUCAACUUCCAGAAGAAAAGCCGCCCAAGGAAAAAGUAAAGAAAGAAAAAAAGAAAAAGCCCAAACUGAAAAAGGCAACUCCAUCCGUCGACGAGGUCUCCGAAGAAAUGGCUGAGCCAUUUGCAGAGCCAAUUGCUGAGGAAGAUCAAGUUGAAGAAAUUCCUAUUGACGACGACAAAGUGGUUGCCGUUUCCGAAGAUGUGCUGCCCGAAGAAGAAGUCGUUCCCACGGAAGAAUUACCAGAAACCAAGCAAAAGGCCCAUAAGAAGAGAACAAAACGUCUUAAGGAAGCCUCAAUUGAGGGCCAACCUCAAUUACUGGAAGCGGUUGUAGCUGAAAUUGAAAAAAUAGAUGAAACUUCUCAGGAGAUCUCACAAAAGACUAUUACACUGAAAAAGACUGAAGACUCUAGACCUCAAUUUAUCACAACUGAACAGCUCAUUGAACUCGAUGUUGAAGAUGUUCGAAGAGACUUAGAAAUGAAAGUCACCUCUAAUAUUAUUAAGAAGGAGAAACGGCGGGUUGUACUUGAUGAUAGUCAGCCAUUGCCAGAACUGGAGCUGAUUACGCAGAAACGAAUCCAGGAGGGUAUUGACAAGGUCGCCGAUGAAGAACUAAUUGAAGAUCAGCAGUUGAUACAAAAUCUGGAGGAGACUACCACCUCUGAGGUUGUAGGUCAGGAGCGUAAGCUGGUUAAGAAGAAAAAGAAGGAAAUCAAGCCGCCCCGAAUCACAGAAAAGCUUCGCCCCCGACAAUGCAUUCCGGAAGAGCCUACUGUGCUUGAGUGCAAGGUUGAGGGUGUACCAUUCCCAGAAAUCAAUUGGUACUUUAACGAUAUACUUUUAUUCGCUUCGGAAAAGUAUGAAAUAACAGUUGUUGAGCAAGUAGCUCAGCUUAAAAUAGCUAAGGUGACCCCAAGCGAUGUCGGUGUCUACACAUGCGAGGCCAAGAAUGAAGCUGGAGUUGCUACAUCCCGUACCAAUAUUAUAUUAGAAAAAGAACAAGGAGUUCCUCCACAAUUCACGAAACCGUUGAAGAUAGUGUUUACAGAAGAAAAAGAACCUGAGCGAUUAAAGGUUACAGUUACCUGUCAGGUCACCGGUAAGCCGAUCCCUCAGGUUCAAUGGUACCGGGGAACUGAAGAGGUUAUACCAAGCGAGACAGUUCAAAUGUUCUAUAAUGAGGAAACUGGCGAUGUGGCACUAGAAAUUAUCAACCCCACACCGAACGAGGCAAUAACCUACACAGUCCAAGCACAGAAUCAGUUCGGCCGUGCUAUUGGAAAUGCCAAUAUUAUGAGUCGACUCGAUGAGGAGCCUAAAGAGAUAUUAAAGGCUCCUACUGUUACUCCACUGAGUGCUGUUGUUAUACCAAACGGUGGAACUUUGUUCUUUGAGGCCAAAUAUGAUGGCAUGCCAAAGCCAGAAAUUAAAUGGCUGCGUAAUGGCCGCGAAAUACAAGAAAAUGAAGAAACUAUUAUUGAAACAACCGAGACAACAACAACAAUUAAAAUUGUAAACAUGACUCGCAAACGCACAGGCAAAUAUGAGAUAUGGGCCAAGAACAAAGUAGGUGAAGCCAAAUCGUCUGGGUCGGUGGUGGUGACAGAUCAAGCGCCCGAUAAACAAAUUAAGCCUCCACGCUUCAUACAGCCAUUGGAGCCAAAGUUCUUCGAGGAACACGAGGUCGUCAUACUUGAAGCAGUUGUUGAGUCGGAACCACUAUCGUCGUUCCAAUGGUUCGUGCAUAAUGAACCACUUAAGACCUCCACAGAAUGCCGUAUUGUUAGUGAGGCAAACAAAUCGACUCUUUUGAUAGAAGACUUCCAGAAGAAGUUUGCGGGACCGUACACUUGCCGAGCGGAAAAUGUUGGUGGAUCAGUCACAUCAACAGCUACAGUUAAUUUGCUCGAGACAUUGCCUCAGGAAGAAGCCGUAGAAUUUGAAUCGCCACGUUUCAUUGAAGAGCUCAUUGCUCCCGUGGAGGUUAUGGAUGGUGAAGCUCUGCUACUUACAUGCAAGGUCACGGGCAAGCCGACGCCAAAGGUUGAAUGGUACCACAAUAAGGAAAAAAUCACAGAGACUAAAGAAACAACAAUAUCGCAAGACUUACAGGGCAUAUGUCAGCUGAAAAUAACUGAAGUGUUCCCUGAAAAUGAGGGUCAAUACAAAUGUGUUGCUUCGAAUAAGAUUGGCAAAAGCGUUACCAAGACAACUGUUAAUAUUCAAGCAUUUGAAUAUAUCCCCGAUUCUGAAAUCACUGGACUCACAGGAUCUGAGGAGGAUCUACUUGAUAGAACCAUCUCAAUCGACGAACAAGCACCGAAAAUUGUUAAGAAACUACCAGAAAAAAUCGAACCCAAAGAGGGUGAACAAGCGAAACUGGAAGUUAAGGUUAUUGGUAAGCCCAAACCAAAAGUCAAAUGGCUGCGCGACGACGAAGAGAUAUUUGCUUCCGAGGAAUAUCAAAUCGAAAAUUUCGAAGAUGGCACAUCAGUGCUGGUCAUCAAUCAUGUAUAUCCAGAUGAUUUGGGCACAAUUAGUUUUGAAGCCUACAAUCCGUUGGGUGUGGCAGUGACGACGGCGCUUUUCGCAGUCGAAGGCAUCGUUGGAUCAAAGGAUUAUCGAAAGCCAGAAUGGGUAACUCAUAUGGAAGAAAUGCAAAUCGCACUAAAAGAAACAACUGCCACAAAAGUGGAAGAACAAUUCAUUCAGCAAAAAGAACAAGAACUCCAAGUACAAGCUGAGAAAAUUGUGCAUAAGAAAACCAAAUCUAAAAAGCAUAAAAAACAUACAGAAACAACACAUCAACGAGAAAUCGUCGAUGACAUUUUGGCAAUUGAAACAUCCACAGAAGAACUAAAAACAGAAACUUUACAACAAAUUGAAACAAAUCAAUACGAAACACUGUCCACGCAGAACCUACCAAAAGAUAUAGUUGAAAUCACAGCUAUUGCAGAAACUGUAGAACUUUCCACCCCGAAACCAGUGCCAGCCCGAGUACACAAAGAUUUAACCCCGCAGAAAAUAGUUGCUAUCGAAGAGGAGCAUUUAACGCUUGAUGAUAUAACCAGUCAUUCCGAAAAGUUCAUACCAACCAAUGAAAGAACAACCGAAAAUAUAGUGGUCCAAGAACGACAUGCUCCCCAUGUAUUUGAGACUGAGACUAAAGAACCUUCUGAUAAACUAAGACCCACUAAGCUACCAAAGACUGUAACAGCCGAUAUGAAGAUAAGUGAAUCUCAUUCGUUAUCCGUUGAAGUGCCCAGCGCAGAGAGUACAACUGAGAAACUGAAGCCAUUCGAAAUUCCAGUACAGCAUACCCAAGGAGAACUUUUACUUUCGCAUGAGCUCAACGAAGAGGAGCCAUCAGUUUUGCAAACCGUCGAGAAGUUGAAAGACACGAGGAUGGAGAUUGGUACUGAAAUGGCACAAACUCAUUUUGUACAACAACAGGGUUUGAUGGUAACUGAAGCCAUUAGCCAUGAACAUAUGGGUGAAGAAUUGCAACCACUAAGACCCCGUGGUCAGCAAAUAAGUCCAAAUAUAUUACCAAGUGAAAGCAGCGUUGAUGUUGUUGAAUACCAGGCGCAUGAUUCAUUGAAAGAUCUUAUACUAGACGCGAAAAUUUCCCCAGAGAGUUCAGUAGCUAAUGUAGUUCAGUUUAAGUCUAUUACAACGACUUCAUCUGAAGCUAUGGAAAGCGUAAUUGACAUAGAGACCCAAAUUACGCCUACGAGAGGUGUCGCUGAUGUUACGAUGAGGCUCGAGGAAGUCCCACUUUCCGUGGAGGAAACGGAAACAUUUGAAUCUGCUCCGAAUGAAAAGACGUUUGCCACUCGGCAUUUUGAAUUGCAAGCCACGAAAAAUUUGGUAAUUACCGAAGGUAUUAUAAAUACAUCAGCUAAUUUGCAAAGUCCAAUUGAAGAAGACGUGCCGACAUUUUCGAUUGAUGCCAAAGAUGCAGAAAUGACUAUCGAGACGCAGUCCCACAUCAUUGCAUUUGAAACUGUUUCUACAGAAGAUGGUCCGAAAGAAAUUAUUUCUCCAGAUGAUGUACCUGCAUUUGAAGCGACAUUAAGCAGAACUCAACCACUUACUGUCGGCGAGACUCAAGAACAACAUUUAGGCGAAUUUGCCGAGGAAUUGAAAAAGCCCACUUUAGAGUUGUCCAAGCCUGCGAAGAGCACGUUUACUAAAUCCCGUGGGAUAGCGGAUAGAACGGAAGAGUCUAUAUAUGAGUCAGUUGACAGAAUUGAAACUGCAUUGCCAAGCAGUGUUCAAGGAAAAGCCAACAUAACAGACGGUGAAUCGGCAGCCGAAGUACAAGCAUUGGACAUCAUUGAGGCAGAGCAGCAGCUUAUACUGGAAAAACCAGCAUUUGGAGAGGUAGAGCAGAGUUACGUGCAGCAGAAAGCCAUUGAAAUCAAGCAAGAAACGGCAAUUGAAAAGGAAGAUGUUCUGCCUUUAGCCCUCCGAAAGCCCGAUCAACUUGCUGCAAAGGUGAUAGUUCCAGCGGAACUAAAAGUAUCCAGUACUCUAGAAGUACAUCCAGAAGAAGCACCCGAAGACAUUUGUACCGAUAGUAAUUUGCAAGUCUCAGCCAAUACAGCAUUUGAAACUAAACCUAUUGUGGUAUCAAGUGAAACAGAUUUGCUGGAAACUAGUGCUUUCUUAGAGCCACAACAAGAACCUGAUCUCAGAGCUGGUAGAGUACGUAUAGAUACAAACGCGCAGCCUUUGGAAGUACUACAAGUACAUUUCACUGAAACAAGCACAGAGCUAAAUGAAAAAAGACAACAAUUACCUUAUUCCAAUGCAAUUACCACAACCGAGGCUUUCAAACAUACUGAAGGCAUAGAACAAAUGCUAUUGGACUCAACAAAAGAACAUCUAGUGGAAAGCCGACCUAAUGUGGCUUCAGCAGAGAUCAGCAUAUCCGCUCAAUUCGGAGCUGACAUAAGUGAACAGGCUUUUCUGGAGACAGUGCAGCAGCAAAAAUCGGAAAAGAGUCCAUUGCAAACACAAGCUUCACAAGGUCAACCGGAAUUGUUACAACCGCUGGAGGUUAGGUCUUGUCUUUAUCUGGAACAAGAAUCUACCCUACAUCAAGAACCUCAAACUGUUAUGGAGAAUGCUGCUCUGGGAAUAACCAGUGCUUUUCAAGUUGCCAAUGCAGUUAGCCCUCAACACAUGGAAUCAUUACAAGACUUUGAUGAGAAAAUGCAAUCCCAACAGAAAGCUCAUGUUGAUAUUGGGGAAAUAAGAAUAGCUGAGUGUGAAAGCACUUUCCCGUUAGAUGCGCUAGAAGACUAUUCAACGCCAAUAUAUAAAACAUCCACAGUUAGUAAUGUCGAUAUAACUAAAAAUCAAUCAACUUUACAAACAUCAACAACUAUUGUAAGUGAAAACACUGAAGAAUUAUCUGAUUAUACUAUUCCUAGGGUGGAAUGUAUUGACGAAAGCUUAUCGGAGCUUUCACAAAAAACUCCAGUUGUGGAACAAGUUAGGGUGUUGGAUAAUGUUGCGGACUUAAGCAGCUACUCUCCCAAAACAGAGACGAGUCAAUCAACUAUUGUCGAUGCGUUUCAUGAGAUUAAGGUUGGACAAACUGAAACAUUUGAUAAGGAAGAUGCACUUAAUCAAGAAACUCAGCCAGUGGAGCAAAGAACGAAAAUGUCUCUCGAUGCUUCAAUUGGUGUUGCGUUAAGUGAGCAAGAGAAUCCUUUGGAAUCUGAGGAAAGCUUAAAUAUAUUACCCACUCACAUGCAGAAAGCUAUAUCAGCAACGCCUGAAUCGUUAAAGGUGCCAAUAACGGAAGAGGUUCAAGAAAAUCAGUCAAUAGAAAGGUUGGAAAACUACCCCAUUUCAAAUCAAUUUGCAGAACCAAACUUUGAAAUUUCUAAUGAAACCAUAUCCACAAAAGCAAUGGUAUACGAUAAUAUUUCAAAGCCAGUGGAGUUUAUGCAACCAGAGACAUUUAAAUCGAAAUCAUCAUUGAUUUCACAUGAGCAUAGUACUUUUGGAACAGAAUGUUUUGUAAUUGAUGAAGUGGAUAAUUUCGAUAAUAAGCCACAUAAUGUGGGUAAGACAGCAACAGCACUAUUGGAUAAUUAUAGUCAGUCAGCAGUAGCAGAGAGUCAAAGGUUAUUGGAAUCAGAAACAGCAUUUGGAACUGAAGACAUCGAAUUGAUUAAUGCUAAAGUAACUGAUAUUGUACCCGUUCGUCAUACUAAGGACGUAGACGAACAUACCGUUUUCGAAUCAACAGAUGAUAUGGCUAGAUUUGGUGCGUUCAGUACAUUACACGCAGGAAUAGUUCAUGAACUGGCACAUGAACAUGUUACAGACUUACAGCAAGCAAUGGAAGGCGCUACAACUCUAAAUGUUAAAAUGAAUUCCUCAGCAGUCGCUACUGAAAACUCAAUGCCGUCUAAGCUAAGCUUGCCAUUGAGUUCUGAAGUAGUAACAACGGAAAGCACUGAGAAACUUGUGCCUGUUUUCGCAAGUGAAGAUGUCGCUCAACACACUUUUUCAGAACAACAACAGGAAGUCAUAGUUUCGCAAAUAGAUUGCAUCGAGCUAUCCGAGUCCUUCCCAGCUGCCGACAUAUUAUCUGCAAAAGCAGCAACGACUAUGGGGGAACUGUUUAAGACUUCACCAGAACUAUCAGAGCCGAAAAUUUAUCAAAAGGAAUCAAAUAUUGAGAUAAAAGAGCCUUUGGAAAGGAAAGCAAAGGCCAUUCUGGAUGAUGUUCGGCAAGGCCCUACUAUUUCUAAUAUCGUAUCAUUUGAAACAACUGAGAAAAUUGAACAUGCAGCAUUGCGCGAUCAUGCCAAUGUAGACAACAUUAUUUAUUGCACUGAUGCUAAUAAAGUACAGGUCAAUGCAGCUGAUAUAGUCAUGCAAAGUGAACAGAAUUUCAGUGAGAGGCUACACGGUCAAAAUGCAAAAGUAUUUAUUGAAGGUACAGCACAUGAGACGUCAACUGCUGAAGUCGUAGCGUUGGAAAAUGUUGGAAUCAUCGAAGCUCCUAUGCAACAUAAACUGUUACAAGCUCAAAGAACUUCGAGUGACAUUUUAACUAAAACUCACAUAACAGAAACUCAGCUUCUCUUGGAAAGGGAAAGUGAAAAAGAUAUUGAGAAUGCAAAGCUGGAACAUGCCAGAAGCACAACAGAUGAAAUCAAUAUCCACAAAACUAUAUCCCAAAUAAGUCCAUAUGAAAUAGUAAGCGAACUGACACAAAAAGAUACAGAGGAGCAUGUUGUCAAAGUUCUUAUCGAUAAAGAUACAAGCGUUAGCCAGUUGAUAUCCAUACAGGAAAGUCUUAUAAAAGAAACUGAUUUGACUCCAUUAACUUCAAAAGUGGAAAAAGCACAAGUUGCAAAUACUGAACAAAUGCCUCUACAAACAGAAGAAAUUUUUGGACUAAGCUCAAUAGAAGAAACUUAUAAUUUGAAAAAAGAAAAUGCUCAACUCAAGUUUCAGUCUGAGAAUGAAGCGACAAAUGUAAUUGAACAGUACACAUUUGAGCCAUCUUUGAAACUUUCUGAUCUAAAAAUGGACCAUAUGGAGUGUGGUCCUGGUUUAAUAAAAUAUGUUACUCAGCCCCUAGAAACAUCAACAAUAAACAUAUACGAAAGCGUUAGCAACCAAGAUGAAUUAGGACCUGCGGUAAAUGAAAAAUCGGUUGAAUCUACUGUGCUGUUGGACUUAAAUGUUUCGGUGGUACAAGAAUUAUCUGCUUUAUCGGCAAUAAAUAGUUUUGUAAGGCCAGAAACUAAGGAGGAAACUGCGCAACAAAUAACCAUUUCUAAAGAAGUGACAAAUGAAAAUAUUAAAAAGGAAUUUAUGCCCACCAACCUAAACGAAGACAUAAAACACGAAAUACCGUCCAUCACUACACAGAGUACGUACCAUAAUGAAAGAGUAAUGAUUGAAAAACAACUGAGAAUUGCAGCAAAACGGGGGAAAAUAAAAAAGAAUUUUGUUUUCGAUGUUAUAUAUAUAAAAUUUAGAUACUUCAACAGAAAAAAAAAGCAUGACUUGGACAAAACGGAAACACCAGAAGAAAAAGAAAAAUUGGAAGAUGAUAAAACAAAUAAAACCAAACUGCGAACCCGGGUUAAAAAACGCAAGGAUGAACCACAAGAGCUACCAGAAGUAGUACAGGAAUUGCCUGAAGAAGUUCGUGUUGUCGAAACUGUAUCUGAAGAUGGAACACCAAAGAAAAAGAAGAUCCGCACACGUGUCAUUAAGAAGGUCAAGGGUGACAAACAAGAGGUUACGAAGAUCGAAACUGUGGAGGAGGAUGACAAGCCCACUGAAACAGUAGUCACAGUGGAAGAGGGUCCAGUUGAAGAAGAAACACCAGAAGAAGUCAAAGAACUGCCUGAAGAAGUUCGUGUUGUCGAAACUGUAUCUGAAGAUGGAACUCCCAAGAAAAAGAAGAUCCGCACACGUGUCAUUAAGAAGGUCAAGGGUGACAAACAAGAGGUUACCAAGAUCGAAACUGUGGAGGAGGAUGACAAGCCAACUGAAACAGUAGUCACAGUGGAAGAGGGUCCAGUUGAAGAAGAACAACCAGAAGAAGUUAAGGAACUUCCCGAAGAAGUUCGUGUUGUCGAAACUGUAUCUGAAGAUGGAACUCCUAAGAAGAAGAAGAUCCGCACACGUGUCAUUAAGAAGGUCAAGGGUGACAAACAAGAGGUUACCAAGAUCGAAACUGUGGAGGAGGAUGACAAGCCAACUGAAACAGUAGUCACAGUGGAAGAGGGUCCAGUUGAAGAAGAACAAGCAGAAGAAGUUAAGGAGCUUCCUGAAGAAGUUCGUGUUGUCGAAACUAUUUCUGAAGAUGGAAAGCCCAAGAAGAAGAAGAUCCGCACGCGUGUCAUUAAAAAGGUCAAGGGUGACAAACAAGAGGUUACCAAGAUCGAAACUGUGGAAGAGGAUGACAAGCCAACUGAAACAGUAGUCACAGUGGAAGAGGGUCCAGUUGAAGAAGAAAAACCAGAAGAAGUUAAGGAGCUUCCUGAAGAAGUUCGUGUGGUCGAAACUGUAUCUGAAGAUGGAAAGCCCAAGAAGAAGAAGAUCCGCACACGUGUCAUUAAGAAGGUCAAGGGUGACAAACAAGAGGUUACCAAGAUCGAAACUGUGGAAGAGGAUGACAAGCCAACUGAAACAGUAGUCACAGUGGAAGAGGGUCCAGUUGAAGAAGAAAAACCAGAAGAAGUUAAGGAGCUUCCUGAAGAAGUUCGUGUGGUCGAAACUGUAUCUGAAGAUGGAAAGCCCAAGAAGAAGAAGAUCCGCACACGUGUCAUUAAGAAGGUCAAGGGUGACAAACAAGAGGUUACCAAGAUCGAAACUGUGGAAGAGGAUGAUAAGCCAACUGAAACAGUGGUCACAGUGGAAGAGGGUUCAGUUGAAGAAGAACAACCAGAAAAAGUUAAAGAACUGCCCGAAGAAGUUCGUGUUGUCGAAACUGUAUCUGAAGAUGGAAAGCCCAAGAAAAAGAAGAUCCGCACGCGUGUCAUUAAAAAGGUCAAGGGUGACAAACAAGAGGUUACCAAGAUCGAAACAGUGGAAGAGGAUGACAAGCCAACUGAAACAGUAGUCACAGUGGAAGAGGGUCCAAUUGAAGAAGAAAAACCAGAAGAAGUUAAGGAGCUUCCUGAAGAAGUUCGUGUUGUCGAAACUAUUUCUGAAGAUGGAAAGCCCAAGAAAAAGAAGAUCCGCACACGUGUCAUUAAGAAGGUCAAGGGUGACAAACAAGAGGUUACCAAGAUCGAAACUGUGGAAGAGGAUGACAAACCAACUGAAACAGUAGUCACAGUGGAAGAGGGUCCAGUUGAAGAAGAACAAUUAGAAGAAGUUAAGGAACUGCCCGAAGAAGUUCGUGUUGUCGAAACUGUAUCUGAAGAUGGAAAGCCCAAGAAGAAGAAGAUCCGCACGCGUGUCAUUAAAAAGGUCAAGGGUGACAAACAAGAGGUUACCAAGAUCGAAACUGUGGAAGAGGAUGACAAGCCAACUGAAACAGUAGUCACAGUGGAAGAGGGUCCAGUUGAAGAAGAAAAACCAGAAGAAGUUAAGGAGCUUCCUGAAGAAGUUCGUGUUGUCGAAACUAUUUCUGAAGAUGGAAAGCCCAAGAACAAGAAGAUCCGCACGCGUGUCAUCAAAAAGAUCAAGGGUGACAAACAAGAGGUUACCAAGAUUGAAACUGUGGAAGAGGAUGACAAGCCAACUGAAACAGUAGUCACAGUGGAAGAGGGUCCAGUUGAAGAAGAACAACCAGAAGAAGUUAAAGAACUGCCCGAAGAAGUUCGUGUUGUCGAAACUGUAUCUGAAGAUGGAAAGCCCAAGAAAAAGAAAAUCCGCACACGUGUCAUUAAGAAGGUCAAGGGUGACAAACAAGAGGUUACGAAGAUCGAAACUGUGGAGCAGGAUGACAAACCAACUGAAACAGUAGUCACAGUGGAAGAGGGUCCAGUUGAAGAAGAACAACCAGAAGAAGUUAAGGAACUGCCCGAAGAAGUUCGUGUUGUCGAAACUGUAUCUGAAGAUGGAAAGCCCAAGAAGAAGAAGAUCCGCACACGUGUCAUUAAGAAGGUCAAGGGUGACAAACAAGAGGUUACCAAGAUCGAAACUGUGGAAGAGGAUGACAAGCCAGCUGAAACAGUAGUCACAGUGGAAGAGGGUCCAGUUGAAGAAGAAGAACCAGAAGAAGUUAAAGAACUUCCAGAAGAAGUUCGUGUUGUCGAAACUAUUUCUGAAGAUGGAAAGCCCAAGAAGAAGAAGAUCCGCACGCGUGUCAUUAAAAAGGUCAAGGGUGACAAACAAGAGGUUACCAAGAUCGAAACUGUGGAAGAGGAUGACAAGCCAACUGAAACAGUAGUCACAGUGGAAGAGGGUCCAGUUGAAGAAGAAAAACCAGAAGAAGUUAAGGAGCUUCCUGAAGAAGUUCGUGUGGUCGAAACUGUAUCUGAAGAUGGAACUCCCAAGAAGAAGAAGAUCCGCACACGUGUCAUUAAGAAGGUCAAGGGUGACAAACAAGAGGUUACCAAGAUCGAAACUGUGGAAGAGGAUGACAAGCCAGCUGAAACAGUAGUCACAGUGGAAGAGGGUCCAGUUGAAGAAGAACAACCAGAAGAAGUUAAAGAACUUCCAGAAGAAGUUCGUGUUGUCGAAACUAUUUCUGAAGAUGGAAAGCCCAAGAAGAAGAAGAUCCGCACGCGUGUCAUUAAAAAGGUCAAGGGUGACAAACAAGAGGUUACCAAGAUCGAAACUGUGGAAGAGGAUGACAAGCCAACUGAAACAGUAGUCACAGUGGAAGAGGGUCCAGUUGAAGAAGAAAAACCAGAAGAAGUUAAGGAGCUUCCUGAAGAAGUUCGUGUUGUCGAAACUAUUUCUCAAGAUGGAAAGCCCAAGAAAAAGAAGAUCCGCACGCGUGUCAUCAAAAAGGUCAAGGGUGACAAACAAGAGGUUACCAAGAUCGAAACUGUGGAAGAGGAUGACAAGCCAACUGAAACAGUAGUCACAGUGGAAGAGGGUCCAGUUGAAGAGGAACAACCAGAAGAAGUUAAAGAACUGCCCGAAGAAGUUCGUGUUGUCGAAACUGUAUCUGAAGAUGGAAAGCCCAAGAAGAAGAAGAUCCGCACGCGUGUCAUUAAGAAGGUCAAGGGUGGCAAACAAGAGGUUACCAAGAUUGAAACUGUGGAAGAGGAUGACAAGCCAACUGAAACAGUAGUCACAGUGGAAGAGGGUCCAGUUGAAGAGGAACAACCAGAAGAAGUUAAAGAACUGCCCGAAGAAGUUCGUGUUGUCGAAACUGUAUCUGAAGAUGGAAAGCCCAAGAAAAAGAAGAUCCGCACGCGUGUCAUCAAAAAGGUCAAGGGUGACAAACAAGAGGUUACCAAGAUCGAAACUGUGGAGGAGGAUGAUAAGCCAACUGAAACAGUAGUCACAGUGGAAGAAGGUCCAGUUGAAGAAGAACAACCAGAAGAAGUUAAAGAACUGCCCGAAGAAGUUCGUGUUGUCGAAACUGUAUCUGAAGAUGGUAAGCCCAAGAAGAAGAAGAUCCGCACACGUGUCAUUAAAAAGGUUAAGGGUGACAAACAAGAGGUUACCAAGAUCGAAACUGUGGAAGAGGAUGACAAGCCAACUGAAACAGUAGUCACAGUAGAAGAGGGUCCAGUCGAAGAAGAAAAACCAGAAGAAGUUAAGGAGCUUCCUGAAGAAGUUCGUGUUGUCGAAACUGUAUCUGAAGAUGGAUUGCCCAAGAAAAAGAAGAUCCGCACGCGUGUCAUUAAGAAGGUCAAGGGUGACAAACAAGAGGUUACCAAAAUCGAAACUGUGGAGGAGGAUGAUAAGCCAACUGAAACAGUAGUCACAGUGGAAGAAGGUCCAGUUGAAGAAGAACAAUUAGAAGAAGUUAAGGAACUGCCCGAAGAAGUUCGUGUUGUCGAAACUGUAUCUGAAGAUGGAAAGCCCAAGAAGAAGAAGAUCCGCACGCGUGUCAUUAAAAAGGUCAAGGGUGACAAACAAGAGGUUACCAAGAUCGAAACUGUGGAAGAGGAUGACAAGCCAACUGAAACAGUAGUCACAGUGGAAGAGGGUCCAGUUGAAGAGGAGCAACCAGAAGAAGUUAAAGAACUGCCCGAAGAAGUUCGUGUUGUCGAAACUGUAUCUGAAGAUGGAAAGCCCAAGAAGAAGAAGAUCCGCACGCGUGUCAUUAAGAAGGUCAAGGGUGACAAACAAGAGGUUACCAAGAUUGAAACUGUGGAAGAGGAUGACAAGCCAACUGAAACAGUAGUCACAGUGGAAGAGGGUCCAGUUGAAGAAGAACAACCAGAAGAAGUUAAAGAACUGCCCGAAGAAGUUCGUGUUGUCGAAACUGUAUCUGAAGAUGGUAAGCCCAAGAAGAAGAAGAUCCGCACACGUGUCAUUAAAAAGGUUAAGGGUGACAAACAAGAGGUUACCAAGAUCGAAACUGUGGAAGAGGAUGACAAGCCAACUGAAACAGUAGUCACAGUAGAAGAGGGUCCAGUCGAAGAAGAAAAACCAGAAGAAGUUAAGGAGCUUCCUGAAGAAGUUCGUGUUGUCGAAACUGUAUCUGAAGAUGGAAAGCCCAAGAAAAAGAAGAUCCGCAAGCGUGUCAUUAAGAAGGUCAAGGGUGACAAACAAGAGGUUACCAAAAUCGAAACUGUGGAGGAGGAUGACAAGCCAACUGAAACAGUAGUCACAGUGGAAGAGGGUCCAGUUGAAGAAGAACAACCAGAAGAAGUUAAAGAACUGCCCGAAGAAGUUCGUGUUGUCGAAACUGUAUCUGAAGAUGGAAAGCCCAAGAAAAAGAAGAUCCGCACACGUGUCAUCAAAAAGGUCAAGGGUGACAAACAAGAGGUUACCAAGAUCGAAACUGUGGAAGAGGAUGACAAGCCAACUGAAACAGUAGUCACAGUGGAAGAGGGUCCAGUUGAAGAGGAACAACCAGAAGAAGUUAAAGAACUGCCCGAAGAAGUUCGUGUUGUCGAAACUGUAUCUGAAGAUGGAAAGCCCAAGAAGAAGAAGAUCCGCACGCGUGUCAUUAAGAAGGUCAAGGGUGACAAACAAGAGGUUACCAAGAUUGAAACUGUGGAAGAGGAUGACAAGCCAACUGAAACAGUAGUCACAGUGGAAGAGGGUCCAGUUGAAGAGGAACACCCAGAAGAAGUUAAGGAACUUCCCGAAGAAGUUCGUGUUGUCGAAACUGUAUCUGAAGAUGGAAAGCCCAAGAAGAAGAAGAUCCGCACGCGUGUCAUUAAGAAGGUCAAGGGUGACAAACAAGAGGUUACCAAGAUCGAAACUGUGGAAGAGGAUGACAAGCCAACUGAAACAGUAGUCACAGUAGAAGAGGGUCCAGUCGAAGAAGAAAAACCAGAAGAAGUUAAGGAGCUUCCUGAAGAAGUUCGUGUUGUCGAAACUGUAUCUGAAGAUGGAAAGCCCAAGAAAAAGAAGAUCCGCACACGUGUCAUUAAGAAGGUCAAGGGUGACAAACAAGAGGUUACCAAGAUUGAAACUGUGGAAGAGGAUGACAAGCCAACUGAAACAGUAGUCACAGUGGAAGAGGGUCCAGUUGAAGAGGAACAACCAGAAGAAGUUAAGGAACUACCCGAAGAAGUUUGUGUGGUCGAAACUGUAUCUGAAGAUGGAAAGCCCAAAAAGAAGAAGAUUCGCACACGUGUCAUUAAGAAGGUCAAGGGUGACAAACAAGAGGUUACCAAGAUCGAAACUGUGGAGGAGGAUGACAAGCCAGCUGAAACAGUAGUCACAGUGGAAGAGGGUCCAGUUGAAGAAGAAGAAGUUAAGGAACUGCCCGAAGAAGUUCGUGUGGUCGAAACUGUAUCUGAAGAUGGAAAGCCCAAGAAGAAGAAGAUCCGCACGCGUGUCAUUAAGAAGGUCAAGGGUGACAAACAAGAGGUUACCAAGAUUGAAACUGUGGAAGAGGAUGACAAGCCAACUGAAACAGUAGUCACAGUGGAAGAGGGUCCAGUUGAAGAGGAACAACCAGAAGAAGUUAAAGAACUGCCCGAAGAAGUUCGUGUUGUCGAAACUGUAUCUGAAGAUGGAAAGCCCAAGAAGAAGAAGAUCCGCACGCGUGUCAUUAAGAAGGUCAAGGGUGACAAACAAGAGGUUACCAAGAUCGAAACUGUGGAAGAGGAUGACAAGCCAACUGAAACAGUAGUCACAGUAGAAGAGGGUCCAGUCGAAGAAGAAAAACCAGAAGAAGUUAAGGAGCUUCCUGAAGAAGUUCGUGUUGUCGAAACUGUAUCUGAAGAUGGAAAGCCCAAGAAAAAGAAGAUCCGCACACGUGUCAUUAAGAAGGUCAAGGGUGACAAACAAGAGGUUACCAAGAUUGAAACUGUGGAAGAGGAUGACAAGCCAACUGAAACAGUAGUCACAGUGGAAGAGGGUCCAGUUGAAGAGGAACAACCAGAAGAAGUUAAGGAACUACCCGAAGAAGUUCGUGUGGUCGAAACUGUAUCUGAAGAUGGAAAGCCCAAAAAGAAGAAGAUUCGCACACGUGUCAUUAAGAAGGUCAAGGGUGACAAACAAGAGGUUACCAAGAUCGAAACUGUGGAGGAGGAUGACAAGCCAGCUGAAACAGUAGUCACAGUGGAAGAGGGUCCAGUUGAAGAAGAAGAAGAAGUUAAGGAACUGCCCGAAGAAGUUCGUGUGGUCGAAACUGUAUCUGAAGAUGGAAAGCCGAAAAAGAAGAAGAUUCGCACACGUGUCAUUAAGAAGGUCAAGGGUGACAAACAAGAGGUUACCAAGAUCGAAACUGUGGAGGAGGAUGACAAGCCAGCUGAAACAGUAGUCACAGUGGAAGAGGGUCCAGUUGAAGAAGAACAACCAGAAGAAGUUAAAGAACUGCCCGAAGAAGUUCGUGUUGUCGAAACUGUAUCUGAAGAUGGAACUCCUAAGAAAAAGAAGAUCAAGAGUGACAAACAAGAGGUUACCAAGAUCGAAACUGUGGAGGAGGAUGACAAGCCAACUGAAACAGUAGUCACAGUGGAAGAGGGUCCAGUUGAAGAAGAACAACCAGAAGAAGUUAAAGAACUGCCCGAAGAAGUUCGUGUUGUCGAAACUGUAUCUGACGAUGGAACUCCUAAGAAAAAGAAGAUCCGCACACGUGUCAUUAAGAAGGUCAAGGGUGGCAAACAAGAGGUUACCAAGAUCGAAACUGUGGAGGAGGAUGACAAGCCAGCUGAAACAGUAGUCACAGUGGAAGAGGGUCCAGUUGAAGAAGAACAACCAGAAGAAGUUAAAGAACUUCCCGAAGAAGUUCGUGUUGUCGAAACUGUAUCUGAAGAUGGAACUCCCAAGAAGAAGAAGAUCCGCACACGUGUCAUUAAGAAGGUCAAGGGUGACAAACAAGAGGUUACCAAGAUCGAAACUGUGGAAGAGGAUGAUAAGCCUACAGAAACAGUAGUCACAGUGGAAGAGGGUCCAGUUGAAGAAGAACAACCAGAAGAAGUUAAAGAACUGCCCGAAGAAGUUCGUGUUGUCGAAACUGUAUCUGAAGAUGGAACUCCCAAGAAGAAGAAGAUCCGCACACGUGUCAUUAAGAAGGUCAAGGGUGACAAACAAGAGGUUACCAAGAUCGAAACUGUGGAGGAGGAUGACAAGCCAACUGAAACAGUCGUCACAGUGGAAGAGGGUCCAGUUGAAGAAGAACAACCAGAAGAAGUUAAAGAACUUCCCGAAGAAGUUAAAGAACUUCCCGAAGAAGUUCGUGUGGUCGAAACUGUAUCUGAAGAUGGAACUCCCAAGAAAAAGAAGAUCCGCACGCGUGUCAUUAAAAAGGUCAAGGGUGACAAACAAGAGGUUACCAAGAUCGAAACUGUGGAGGAGAAUGACAAGCCAACUGAAACAGUAGUCACAGUGGAAGAGGGUCCAGUUGAAGAAGAACAACCAGAAGAAGUUAAAGAACUUCCCGAAGAAGUUCGUGUUGUCGAAACUGUAUCUGACGAUGGAACUCCCAAAAAGAAGAAGAUCCGCACACGUGUCAUUAAGAAGGUCAAGGGUGACAAACAAGAGGUUACCAAGAUCGAAACUGUGGAAGAGGAUGAUAAGCCUACUGAAACAGUAGUCACAGUGGAAGAGGGUCCAGUUGAAGAAGAACAACCAGAAGAAGUUAAGGAACUGCCCGAAGAAGUUCGUGUUGUCGAAACUGUAUCUGAAGAUGGAACCCCCAAGAAGAAGAAGAUCCGAACACGUGUCAUUAAGAAGGUCAAGGGUGACAAACAAGAGGUUACCAAGAUCGAAACUGUGGAGGAGGAUGACAAGCCAACUGAAACAGUAGUCACAGUGGAAGAGGGUCCAGUUGAAGAAGAACAACCAGAAGAAGUUAAAGAACUGCCCGAAGAAGUUCGUGUUGUCGAAACUGUAUCUGAAGAUGGAAAGCCCAAGAAAAAGAAGAUCCGCACACGUGUCAUUAAGAAGGUCAAGGGUGACAAACAAGAGGUUACCAAGAUCGAAACUGUGGAAGAGGAGGACAAGCCAGCUGAAACAGUAGUCACAAUGGAAGAGGGUCCAGUUGAAGAAGAACAACCAGAAGAAGUUAAAGAACUGCCCGAAGAAAUUCGUGUGGUCGAAACUGUAUCUGAAGAUGGAACUCCUAAGAAAAAGAAAAUCCGCACACGUGUAAUUAAGAAGGUCAAGGAUGACAAACAAGAGGUUACCAAGAUCGAAACUGUGGAGGAGGAUGACAAACCAGCUGAAACAGUAGUCACAGUGGAAGAGGGUCCACUUGAAGAAGAACAACCAGAAGAAGUUAAGGAACUUCCCGAAGAAGUUCGUGUUGUCGAAACUGUAUCUGAAGAUGGAACUCCCAAGAAGAAGAAGAUCCGCACACGUAUAAUUAAGAAGGUCAAGGGUGACAAACAAGAGGUUACCAAGAUCGAAACUGUGGAGGAAGAUGACAAGCCAGCUGAAACAGUAGUCACAGUGGAAGAGGGUCCAGUUGAAGAAGAACAACAAGAGGAAGUUAAGGAACUGCCCGAAGAAGUUCGUGUUGUCGAAACUGUAUCUGAAGAUGGAACUCCCAAGAAAAAGAAGAUCCGAACACGUGUAAUUAAGAAGGUCAAGGGUGACAAACAAGAGGUUACCAAGAUCGAAACUGUGGAGGAGGAUGAUAAGCCAACUGAAACAGUAGUCACAGUGGAAGAGGGUCCAGUUGAAGAAGAACAAUUAGAAGCAGUUAAGGAACUUCCCGAAGAAGUUCGUGUUGUCGAAACUGUAUCUGAAGAUGGAAAGCCCAUGAAGAAGAAGUUCCGCACACGAGUCAUUAAAAAGAUCAAGGGUGACAAACAAGAGGUUACCAAGAUCGAAACAGUGGAGGAGGAUGACAAGCCAACUGAAACAGUGGUCACAGUGGAAGAGGGUCCAGUUGAAGAGGAACAACCAGAAGAAGUAAAGGAACUGCCCGAAGAAGUUCGUGUUGUCGAAACUGUAUCUGAAGAUGGAACUCCCAAGAAAAAGAAGAUCCGAACACGUGUAAUUAAGAAGGUCAAGGGUGACAAACAAGAGGUUACCAAGAUCGAAACUGUAGAGGAGGAUGAUAAGCCAACUGAAACAGUAGUCACAGUGGAAGAGGGUCCAGUUGAAGAAGAACAAUUAGAAGCAGUUAAGGAACUUCCCGAAGAAGUUCGUGUUGUCGAAACUGUAUCUGAAGAUGGAACUCCUAAGAAAAAGAAGAUCCGCACACGUGUAAUUAAAAAGGUCAAGGGUGACAAACAAGAGGUUACCAAGAUCGAAACUGUGGAGGAAGAUGACAAGCCAACUGAAACAAUAGUCACAGUGGAAGAGGGUCCAGUUGAAGAAAAACAACCAGAAGAAGUUAAAGAACUUCCCGAAGAAGUUCGUGUUGUCGAAAUUGUAUCUGAAGAUGGAAUUCCCAAGAAGAAGAAGAUCCGCACACGUGUCAUUAAGAAGGUCAAGGGUGACAAACAAGAGGUUACCAAGAUCGAAACUGUGGAGGAGGAUGACAAGCCAACUGAAACAGUAGUCACAGUGGAAGAGGGUCCAGUUGAAGAAGAACAACCAGAAGAAGUUAAAGAACUGCCCGAAGAAGUUCGUGUUGUCGAAACUAUUUCUGAAGAUGGAAAGCCCAAGAAGAAGAAGAUCCGCACGCGUGUCAUUAAAAAGGUCAAGGGUGACAAACAAGAAGUUACCAAGAUCGAAACUGUGGAGGAGGAUGAUAAGCCAACUGAAACAGUAGUCACAGUGGAAGAGGGUCCAGUUGAAGAAGAACAAUUAGAAGCAGUUAAGGAACUUCCCGAAGAAGUUCGUGUUGUCGAAACUAUAUCUGAAGAUGGAAAGCCCAUGAAGAAAAAGAUCCGCACACGUGUAAUUAAGAAGGUCAAGGGUGACAAACAAGAGGUUACCAAGAUCGAAACUGUGGAGGAGGAUGACAAGCCAGCUGAAACAGUAGUCACAGUGGAAGAGGGUCCAGUUGAAGAAGAACACCCAGAAGAAGUUAAGGAACUUCCCGAAGAAGUUCGUGUUGUCGAAACUGUAUCUGAAGAUGGAACCCCCAAGAAGAAGAAGAUCCGCACACGUGUCAUUAAGAAGGUCAAGGGUGACAAACAAGAGGUUACCAAGAUCGAAACUGUGGAGGAGGACGACAAGCCAGCUGAAACAGUAGUCACAGUGGAAGAGGGUCCAGUUGAAGAAGAACAACCAGAAGAAGUUAAGGAACUGCCCGAAGAAGUUCGUGUGGUCGAAACUGUAUCUGAAGAUGGAACUCCUAAGAAAAAGAAGAUCCGCACACGUGUCAUUAAGAAGGUCAAGGGUGACAAACAAGAGGUUACCAAGAUCGAAACUGUGGAGGAGGAUGACAAGCCAACUGAAACAGUAGUCACAGUGGAAGAGGGUCCAGUUGAAGAAGAACACCCAGAAGAAGUUAAGGAACUUCCCGAAGAAGUUCGUGUUGUCGAAACUGUAUCUGAAGAUGGAACUCCUAAGAAGAAGAAGAUCCGCACACGUGUAAUUAAGAAGGUCAAGGGUGACAAACAAGAGGUUACCAAGAUCGAAACUGUGGAGGAGGACGACAAGCCAGCUGAAACAGUAGUCACAGUGGAAGAGGGUCCAGUUGAAGAAGAACAACCAGAAGAAGUUAAAGAACUGCCCGAAGAAGUUCGUGUGGUCGAAACUGUAUCUGAAGAUGGAAAGCCCAUGAAGAAGAAGAUCCGAACACGAGUCAUUAAAAAGAUCAAGGGUGACAAACAAGAGGUUACCAAGAUCGAAACUGUGGAGGAGGAUGACAAGCCAACUGAAACAGUCGUCACAGUGGAAGAGGGUCCAGUUGAAGAAGAACAACCAGAAGAAGUUAAAGAACUGCCCGAAGAAGUUCGUGUUGUCGAAACUGUAUCUGAAGAUGGAACUCCCAAGAAAAAGAAGAUCCGCACACGUGUCAUUAAGAAGGUCAAGGGUGACAAACAAGAGGUUACCAAGAUCGAAACUGUGGAGGAGGAUGAUAAGCCAACUGAAACAGUCGUCACAGUGGAAGAGGGUCCAGUUGAAGAAGAACAACCAGAAGAAGUUAAAGAACUUCCCGAAGAAGUUCGUGUGGUCGAAACUGUAUCUGAAGAUGGAACUCCCAAGAAAAAGAAGAUCCGCACACGUGUCAUUAAAAAGGUCAAGGGUGACAAACAAGAGGUUACCAAGAUCGAAACUGUGGAGGAGGAUGACAAGCCAACUGAAACAGUAGUCACAGUGGAAGAGGGUCCAGUUGAAGAAGAACAACCAGAAGAAGUUAAGGAACUGCCCGAAGAAGUUCGUGUUGUCGAAACUGUAUCUGAAGAUGGAACUCCCAAGAAGAAGAAGAUCCGCACACGUGUCAUUAAGAAGGUCAAGGGUGACAAACAAGAGGUUACCAAGAUCGAAACUGUGGAGGAGGAUGACAAGCCAACUGAAACAGUCGUCACAGUGGAAGAGGGUCCAGUUGAAGAAGAACAACCAGAAGAAGUUAAAGAACUUCCCGAAGAAGUUAAAGAACUUCCCGAAGAAGUUAAAGAACUUCCCGAAGAAGUUCGUGUGGUCGAAACUGUAUCUGAAGAUGGAACUCCCAAGAAAAAGAAGAUCCGCACGCGUGUCAUUAAAAAGGUCAAGGGUGACAAACAAGAGGUUACCAAGAUCGAAACUGUGGAAGAGGAUGACAAGCCAACUGAAACAGUAGUCACAGUGGAAGAGGGUCCAGUUGAAGAAGAACAACCAGAAGAAGUUAAAGAACUGCCCGAAGAAGUUCGUGUUGUCGAAACUGUAUCUGAAGAUGGAAAGCCCAAGAAAAAGAAGAUCCGCACGCGUGUCAUUAAAAAGGUCAAGGGUGACAAACAAGAGGUUACCAAGAUCGAAACUGUGGAAGAGGAUGACAAGCCAACUGAAACAGUAGUCACAGUGGAAGAGGGUCCAGUUGAAGAAGAAAAACCAGAAGAAGUUAAAGAACUGCCCGAAGAAGUUCGUGUUGUCGAAACUGUAUCUGAAGAUGGAACUCCUAAGAAAAAGAAGAUCCGCACACGUGUCAUUAAGAAGGUCAAGGGUGACAAACAAGAAGUUACCAAGAUCGAAACUGUGGAGGAGGAUGACAAAGAACCGGUUGUGACUGUGACUGUGGAUAAUUCCGAUAUUAAAAGCGCUUUCGGUAAAUUAAAGAAAAGGGUCAUUGUAAGGAAACCUGAGGAGGAUGAGUCUAUAGUGGAACUACCUGAACGAAAGUCUGUUAUAAUUUCUGAGAAAGAAGAUGGAACCCCGACAAAGACUGUAAUUAAAACUAAAAUAAUUAAAAAGGUUCGUGGACCGAAUAUGGAAGUUACUAAGGUUCAAACUGUUGAGGAAUAUGAAAAGGAACCAAUAACAACAGUUACAGUGGAGAAAUUUGAAGCACCUUUUCCAGAACUUCCUGAAGAGAAGGUUUCAGAAGUUGUGGUCUUGCCAGAUGAAAUUGUCGACAUAAAAACGAUUGAUUGUGAUGGAAAACAAAAACAAAGAACAACGAAGAAACGAAUUAUAAAGAAACCAAAGAACGAUGAGAAAGAGGAAGUAACAGAAAUUGAAAUAGUGGAAGAAGAUGAUACAGAACCAACUUAUUCCGUGACUGUUAAGGAGUUGCCCAUUACGACACAUGCAUUUACUGACACCCCUAAUACGAUUGAAUUGCCUGCUCAAAUAUCUGAACUUGAAGUUACAUCACCGGAUGGAAAAUCAAAGAAAAAGACUAUUAAAACUCGAUCAUUUAAGAAGAAUCUUGAUGAAAAACUUGAUGAAGUGACAACCGUUCACGUUAUAGAAGAGGAUGAUAAGGAGCCAUUAACCAGUGUGCAAUUCGAAAUAGUCCCAGUCGACGAACUGUCAACAACUCCAAUACCCAUCGAAGAGCUGCCUGAAGAAAUAACUUUCACCGAAGAAAUCGACGACAGCAAAAAACCUAGGAAAAAGACAACAAAAACCCGAACAUUUAAAAAGCAGGGUCCAAAAGAAGAUGAAUAUUAUCAAAUUCAAACUGUUGAGGAAGAAGGCAAAGAAUCAUAUUCGCUCAUACGAGUUGUUAGUGAUGAAAACAUAGCUGACAUUAUUGACAUUAGUAAGCUUGACGAUGAAAAUGUUUCCAAACACACACAAAAGCCACACAAACAGAAGGUGGAGAAACCAAAGAAAGAACACACUGAAACGGAACACCCAGUUUACAUUACAACAUUCAAAUCCGUACAAAAUGAAGACGGCGAGACAACCAUAGAGACUGAAAAUAAAAAAGUUUCUAAAGAGGAAGGACUCGUUAUUGAGGAAGUUCUCAGUGAUAAUGAUUCCAUUAAAGAAGACACUAUACAUUCAAACGUUGAAAUUGUUGAAGUCAACGAACCCACAGACCAAUACAACAAAGAGUACACAAUCAUUGAACCUGAUGAUGUGAGCGCGGACAAAAUACAGACAUCGGUUAAAGACAAAAAACACAAACGUAAAAAGACUCCAUCUGAACAGAUCGACGAUACGGUAAUUGAAUUAGAAAUAGAAGAAAGCGACGUUUUAGAAGCACCAAUAGACAAGAGUAUAAAAACACGUCAGCCUAAAAAAGCUGAUAAAAAAGAAUUGGUCGAGACAUUAGACAUAGACGACGUUGAGGAGAGCAGUACAGUUGAAAAGAAACCAACGGAGAAAAAAGAAAAGCCUAAGAAAAAGAAAGUCAUUAAGUCAAAGCACGAUGAAUUGGAUGAAUAUAUUCAAUUUUUAAUACACCAAGAAAUUCCAAAGACGGUUUUACAAGACUACAAGCGGUCAGACAUGCCCAUGCCACAAAAAGCCCGCCGCGAUUCCUCUAUAAAACCAAUCAAGCUAACUCCAAUGAAAAUUGAAAAAAUGGAAGCCAAGAAACCAAAGAUGGUGGAAAUUACGUCUGUUGUAGAGCAUCCGCAAAUUUUGAAAUUGAAAACGCCUAAGCAGCGACCGAAAGAGGAUAUAAAGAAAAAAGAAGAAGCUGCUUUUAAAAAUAAAAAACUAAAGAGUUGGAUCAAUUUCAUACCAUUUGCACCGUAUUGCUUCCCAUAUACAGUUACUGAGAUAACAACACAUCAAGGUAAUGGAGAGCUUUCACGCAACAUAGAAGAAGCUGAAGAGGUAUUGAAAAAGAAACCAAGGAAAUUUAAGCACAUUAAGAAAGAGAAAGGCGAUUUGGAAUCACCGGACCUAGAACCGUUUGACGAUGAAAAAAUCUUAUUACAGGAUGAGGAAAAACCGACGACUAAAUAUAAACGGGCUGAGAAAAAGCCAAAGGAAACUACCACAGAGAUCAAAAAAUUAAAAAUUGGCAAGGGUAAAGUUCCUGAAAGUGUUGAUGUAGUUGAAGAGGUACAGUUGAAGCCUGUUACAUUCAGUAGCGAAGAUGAAGGUGUAGAUGAUCAAGCAAUAGAACCAAAAUCAGAAAAAAGUGUUAAGAAAAAGAAAAUUAAAAAACCAAAAGUAGUUGAUUCAAAUAUUUCCUUUGAAUCAUUUGAACUCGAUGAUGUAGAAACCAAACCGGAAGAGCUAGAUGAUUUUAGUGUGGGGGAAGUACCUGAAGAGAAUUUACCUUCUGACAAGCCACGAUACAAAAGAAAGAAAAAAUUAGCUCCUUCACCAGAUACUAAUGAAUAUGAUAUAGUACCAGGAAAGCCCGCAGAGUCAGAUGAUUUACCAGAGGAUACCAUUAAUUUGAAAAAGAAACAAGGAGAUCUUCCUGAUGAAGAAGAUGAUAAAUUAAAAUUAAAACCGUUCCAUAAAUUUGAGUUAGUUGAACUUGAACCUGAAAUUAUUUAUGAAGAAAAACCUGAUGAAAGUGGCGUUCCUAAAAAAGAAGUGAAAAAGAAGAGAAAACUCAAACUUAAAACUCCAGUGGAAGAGAAUACAAUUGAUAUCUUAGAAGUUUCGGGAGAUGACGACGAAAACAAAGUCUACGAGGUAACAAUAAGUAGCUCUGAAAUUCCUGAAAAUAAUAAACCAAGUAAUAUUUUGAAGAAGAAAAAGAAAGUUAAAAUACUUAAAAAACAUGAAUUGGACGAAUUUAUUGCUGAUAUGCGGGAGCAACCGAAUGAGAAAUUCUAUGAAACAAGUAUUGAAGAUUUCUAUGAAGUUAAAUUAACUGAGCUGGAGCCAGAGAUAGUACAUUUGGAGAAAACCAAUGAUGAAGGUGAUUCUGUAGCUCAGAUAGUCAAAAAGCGUAAAAUACUACAUAAGAAGGGCCAUGCUGAAGAAGUCCUGGAGGUUAUUGAAACAGUUCCUUCUGAGGGCGAGGAGCCAUUGUAUGAAGUAACGAUUGUGUCUAGUGAAACAUUAGAAAAAGAAAACUUACCAAAUGCUCCUGAGAAACCCAAGAGGAAAUCUAAAAAAAUGAAAAAGGAUGAAUUAGACGACUAUAUACAAAAGCUUAUAAAUGCAGAGAUAACAAAAACAGAAUUAGAAAAAUACGAAAAAAUAGACGUUGAUGGUAAGCCAAAAAAACCAAAGAAGAAACAAACAAAACCUAAAAAAUCUUCUGUCGAUGAAGGCGAAUCUUUAGAAGUUGGAAUCACAGAACAUGAGCCAGAAAAGAAACCCAAGGUUAAAAAGCCCAAAUUAAAACCAAUUACUAAAGAGGACGAAGUAACUGAAACGGAGAACAUACCGGAACCCGAUGAGUUUUUAGUUAAAACAACUGAAGAAGAACCGGUUGUGAACAAAGUACAACCCAAGGAAGAUGAACAAAUCACACCCGAAUUGGAUGAAAUAAUUGCGGAUGUAAGUGAAAUAUUACCUUUACUUGUCGUGGAUGAUGUUACUGAAAAAUCUCCUGAGCUAGUCGAAGACAUUUUGACUAUAGAAAAAACAUUAAAGAAACAACGUAAGCUAAAAGCAAAAAGAGGAUCCAAGCAGUAUGAAAUUCAAAUAGUAGAAACUCAAAAGCCUAACAUGGAGGAGGAAGCAGAGGUAACAAUUAUAACAACGGACCUAAUAGAAGAUACAACUGAACCAGAAAAUAUUGUAAAAGCCGAUAAAGUGAAGAAAAUAGUAAAGAAAGUGAAAAAGGACAAACUCAAGGACUACAUUAUAAGCAUUGUUGAAGAAACGCCUAUUGAGUAUGAUUCUCAAUUAAUCGAAAGUUUAUCUCCAGUUCCUGUUGAAUACGUUUCAAAAGAUGACGAAAUCUUAUCAUUCAGAACUACAGUUAUUGACGAUAUUUCUGACAUAACUGUACAAGAUGAAAACGUUGUGGAGACUAUACCCACCUUGACAGAAGAUAAAAAGAAGAAACCUAUUAAACAGAAGAAAAUUAAAGUUGUUGAGCAUCAGCCAAUAGAGACGGAUGAAAAUUUAAAUAAAACGGAACCUUUAGAAGAAAAAGAAGUAGAAUUGGAAUCACCAGUUGCUGAAGAUUUUACCUUUAAAACCACCGAUGAGAUUCCUAAAAAGAAACAGAAGUCCAGUAAAAAGCGGAAGGAUGACACUAUUUCUACUCCCGUUUCAGAAUAUACAAUUCGCAUUGAAGAACUAGCACCAGAAACUAUAUCAGAAAAAGUAACUAACGAAAUAGGAGAGGAAGUGGAACGUGUUACGUCUAAGAGAAGAAUUAAGAAAAAAGAUGGAAACAAGGAGUACAUGAUCGAGGUUAUCGAGACAUAUGAGGAAAAUAAACCGGAUUCAGAAGUUGUAGUUAUCACUACAGAAGUUUCUCCGGAAAAUCAAAAACCUCUUGAAGAUUUUAAGCCAAAAGUUGUGAAAAAGAAAAAGCCGAAGACUGAAAACUUCGACAACUAUGUUCAUGAGUUGAUAGAACAGGACCUUCUACAGAUAACGCCUGCUGAAAAGGAACCAACUACAUUAGAUUCCAGUUCCGUUACUGACAAACCGAAAAGAUACAAAAAACACCAAAAGAAAACUACUGAGCUUGUUGAUGGGGUUCCAACCACCGUAUAUGAAUUCAGAGUACAAGAGUUCGAGCCAGAAGAAGAAGAGUAUGAACCAUUGCCUACUGAUGUUAUUAAUUCUGAGGAAAAACCUAAGCCGAAAACGAAAGAACGCAAAAAACCGAAGGUAGAUAAAACGGAAAUACCAGUCACUAUUGAAGACAUUGGAGAAGUUGUAGAAAUCACUGAACAGAUUGAGGAAAAUGGUAUACCAAAGCAGGUUCAAGUGAAAAAACGAAAGAUUGCUCGUAAGCAAGGACCAAAGGAACAAGUAUUUGAAGUAACUGAGAUAACUGAGUUAACAUCCGAUGAACCUUUUAGCGAAGUUACAAUAAGAGAAGUUUCGGAAGAACCUGAAAUAGAAGUCCCAGAACUUGUCAAAAAGAAAAAACCAAUAAGGAAGCCAACGAAGUUAAAAUCUGAAGAUGUAAAGAAUUAUAUAUUUAACAUAAUUGAAGAAUUUAAUGAGCCUACUACGUUUGAAGACGUAACUGAUAGGUUAGAAGAACCAUUGAAGGAAGAUGCAGAGGUGAUCGACGACUUUGUCACAGAUCUGAUUGAAGAUUCUGUUGAAAGAAAACCGAAAGACAAAAAGCCAGCGAAAACUAGCAAAAAGCAAAAGAAAGAAAAAAUUCGCAUAGAGGAGCUUGCACCUGAAACAAUUAUUGAGGAUGCAGUUAAUGAUCUUGGCGAAGAAGUUAAACAAGUUAAAACUACAAAGAAAUUGAGGAAGAAGGAAGGUCCCAGAGAAUAUAUAAUUCAAAUAACUGAAACAUAUAAAGAAAACGAACCCGAAGCAGAUAUAGAAUUCACAACAAUCGAAUUGCCGUCUGAAGAAGAUAAAAAGGACGACAUCGAACAACCAAUUAAAGUUGUGCAAAAGGUGAAAAAGAAGAAACCCGUUAAGGAUGAUCUGGACAAAUACAUACAAGAACUAAUUGAGCAAGAAAUAACAAAAGCUGAUCUCGAGCAAUAUGAACCAACCCUCUUCGAAGGUAAACCAAAGCAGCCAAAGAAAAAAGUUAAAACACAUCACAAGAAAACUGUUGAAAUAGUGGAUGACCUUCCUGUUACCAUACAUGAGUUUGAUGUUGAAGAAAUAGAGCCUGAAACAUCUGAUAAAGAAGAAGAACACGUUUUGUCGGAAGAAAUAAUGCCUCUUCAGCCAGAGGAACAUAACAAAUAUUUGGUAAACAUCACUGAUGAAGUUGUAGAAACUACUGAUUUAGUUGAACCUUCUUCUGAGGAACAGCCCAUCAAGAGAAAGAAACCGAAAAAAGAGAAAAAAUUGGAGGAACUACCUUCAACCUUGCAUGCAAUAUCAGAGAUUAUCGAAACUAUUCAAGAACCCACCCAAGAAGGCACUAUUGAAAAAACUGUAAAGAAACGUAAAGUCAUGCAUAAAAAAGGACCUCAAACAAAUAUAUUUGAGAUAACGGAAACAACAUCCGAGGACCAGCCAAUUGCAGAAAUUACAGUUGUUGAAAUAACAGACUAUCAACCAGAAACAUCUGAACAAUCUUCGCCAGAGAAAAAAAUAAAAAGGAUUAAAAAACCAAAAGAAAUUAAGAAGGACGACAUAGAACAGUAUGUAAUGAACGUAAUUGAAGAAUUUGUUGAACAUGCUGAUGUUGACGUCGUUGAAGAAAGCUCUAAUGUUAAGGAAGAAGAAAUCAAAAAGCCAUCUAAGCCUAAAAAACACAAAGUGGUAGUACAUGAGGACAACGAAUAUCAAGAGCCGGAAAGCGAAGACGUAGUCGAACCUAUUAAAGAAACGGAAACACUUUCAGGCGAGCCGAAAGAAAGUGAACAAUUUACUGUUGAUAUUAGAGAGGACACUGAAAAACCACAAAAGUCACCCAAAUCAAAAAAAUUGCCUAAAUCCAAAGUAUUGCAGAAACCUACGGAAGAUGAAAGUGAGGAAUUUUUGAUAAAGGUGUCAUCUUUAGAAGAAAUUCCAACAGAAGAGACAGACAUUGAAGCAGUUGUAGAUAUAGAGGAAGUUAGCCCUACUGAUGAUCUUGAAUUCAAAAUAGAAGAGAUUGAAACAAAAGAAGAAGAAAAAGACAUAAUAGACGAGAAGGGUGAAAAGGUAAAACAAACAGUAACUAAGCGUAAAAUCAAAAAGCAAAUUGGACCUAAAGAGGAAAUCAUAGAAAUUAUUGAAACUAAAACUGGUGACUCGCCAGAAUAUGAAAUUGUUGUGACCACUGAGGAAGCACCCAAAGUAGAUGAAGAAGUUCCAGAGAUUUCAAAACCAAAGAAAGUAAAGAAAACUAAAAAGGUACCAAAAGAUGACCUUCACGAUUAUAUUCAGAAACUAAUUGAACAGGAUAUACCAAAAACAGAGCUUGAAAAAUACGAAAAAAUCGACUUGGACGAACCAAUAAAAAUUAAAAAGAAGAAACCAGUAAAGAAAGUUCGCAUUUCUGAAGAUCAACCAGAUAGUACUCCAGAAGAAGAAAUUAUAGAAAAGCCGGAAGAGGAAACUCAACCUAUUGAUAGUGUGGUAGAUUCAGAAAAACCUUUAGUUGUUACAGUAAAGGACUUCUUGCCCUCUCCAAAACCAGAUGAGCAAUUUGUAAUAAGUGUGGUAGAAGAAACAAUUGAAACGAAGCAACUUCCGGAUGAUGAAGGCAUCAUUAAAGAAAAAGUAAUAAAAACUAAGAAAAUUAAGCAGAAAAAGGGUCCCGAAGAAAUCAUUCAUGAGAUUACUGAAGUAAUUGAUAAGGAUUCAAAUGAGUCUGAAGUCACUAUAGUAACUACUACUCCAACUGAAGAAACCAAUGAAGAACAAGUGCCAAUAAAACAAAAACGAACCAAAAAGAUCAAAAAGAAUGAAGUGGAAAGCUUUAUAAAAGAAGUUAUUGAAGAGCCUACUGCAGAUGUUCAAGAACAGCAUGACGUCGCUAUCGUGGAUAAAUCACCAAAAAGACAAAACAAGAGAAAACCAAAGACAUUAAAAAAGACCGAAGAAGAGGCUUCAGCUGAUCAGACUCCAGAAGAUUAUCAGGCAAUUGUAACCGAAAGUGAAACAGAAAAUGUACCAAUCGAAGAAGACGCCAUAACCAUCGAAACUGAAACACCAUUAGUGGAAGAUGAAGAGCAUAAAAUUGAAAUUGUUGAGAAAGUUAAAAAACCGAAAGAAAAGAAAAAACCAGAAAAGGAAAAAGUUAAGAUAUCCGAAAAUGAACCUCAGGAAAAUAUUCCUAGUGAAGAUAUGGAAGUAAAACAAACUGAAAGUGAUGUAUAUCAGCCCGACACUGAAGAGUUCACAGUUGAUCUUAACCAAGAAGAGCCUAAACCUAAAGUAGAAGUGAAAAAAUCUCCAAAGAAAGUCAAACAAAAACCAGAUCAAAUAACUGAGCCCACAUACGAAGUUUCUGUAGAAGAAACUGUCGUGCAACCUGAAGAGCCAAAGCCUUUUGAGAUUCAGGUUAUUGAAAGUGAAACUAAAGUGGAAGAAAGUAGAGAUGACACGGGAGAAGUCCAUAAACAAAUAACAACAAAACGUAAAAUAAAACGUCCCCAGGGUUCAUCUGAAAACAUUAUUGAAAUAAUUGAAGUAGUAAAGGAUGACCAGCCUGAUGCCGAAAUCACAAUUGUCGAGUAUGAACCUGAACCCACACAGCCCGAUGAAAAACCAAAAGAACCUAAAAAGAAAGUUAAAAAAGUUAAAAAGGAUGAUAUUCAUGACUAUAUUCAAAAACUGAUCGAUUUGGAAACCCCUAAAACGGAACUUGAAAAAUAUGAGAAAAUUGAGUUCGAGCCAACGCCUAAGGAUAAGCCUACAUCUAAAGUAAUUGACAUUUCAGAGGAAACACCUCUGGAAAAACCGAAAAAGAAAAAGGCUCCAAAGGAACAAGAAUCGCCAAAAGAAGAUGUUCAACAAGAAGAACCAGAAGCAAAAAUACAAGUAGUAGAAGAGUAUACGCAACCAGAAGUACCCAUUGGAGAAGUAGAAGUUGUAGAAGUAAAACCAGAGGAAGUUAUAAUUCAAGAAACAAUAUCUGAAGAAGGUAAGCCAGUUAAAGAAAAAACUACUAAGCGAGUUAUGAAAAAGAAGGGACCUAAGGAAGAAACUACUUUUGAAAUAACAAUGAUUGAAAGCGACGAUAAAGAUACAGUGACAGUUAUAUUAAGUGAAGAGCCAAUAACCACACCUAUCUCAACAAUUGAAACUCAGCCCAAAGAAGCUGAAGACACUAAACCAAAACCUGUUAAGCCAAAGAAAUCAACAAAGAAGGUUAAAAAGGAAGAUUUGGAUGAAUAUGUCAAAAAACUAAUAGAGGAAGAAAUACCAAAGGUUGAGCUUGAAAAGUACGAGAAAGUCGAUAUUCCUCAAAAACCAAAGGAAGAAGCCCCUGAAAUUUUACCAGAAGAACUUCCAAAGGACACACCGGAAUCAACAAGUAUUGACUCAACCAAGCCAAAGAAAAUAAAGAAAAUAAAAGAAAAGGUAGAAAAACCGGACGAACAACCACAAGACGAACCAACAGUGACUGAGACGGACAUUACUGAUACUAUCGAAUCUACACCAAUUGCACAAGUCGAGGACACAACCACUGCACAUAUUACACCAAGCGCACAAGAUGAUAAACCUACUCAAGAUGACACUAGAGAAACAGUUCAAAAAACAGUUAAACAUAAGAAAACAAAACCAGACACAGUUGAAACAAGUGAAGUACCAGAGGUUCACAAGGAUUAUCAUAUAAGCGUAAUUGAAGAACACCCCAUUGAAGAAGAAGAGCAGCCAGACAAAAUUUUAGAAGUGAAGGUGAUCGACGUAGAGCCCGAAAUCCAAGAGUCGCAGCCCAUUGUGGAAGAAAUUGAAGAAGAAGAUGAGAUAGCACCUGACCAGAUUGUAGAGGAUACAACAAAGCCGAAAAAGAAGAAGAAAAUAGUGAAAAAGAAGACUGAUGAGCAUGAUGAAAUUAUACAAAAAUUAUUGGCACAAGAAAUUGAAAAAACCGAGUUAGAAAAAUAUGAGAAACUUGAUUUUGAAAUACCCAAAAAGGUCAAGCCCGAGUUUGAAAACCUUGAGCCAAUAAAAAUUGUACGAAAAGAUCAAAAACCAACUAAAGUGACAAUUGUUGAGGCUGCGGAAGCACCUCAGGUGGUUAAACUAAAACCAUCGAAACGUAAGGAAAAACCGGUUGAAGAACAAAGUGGACAGCUACCCAAGUUUAAGCUGAAGGCUCGCAUGGUUAUGGUUGAAUAUCCUCCAGAACUUUUAGUACCUAAAGUUACUCAUAUAGGUGCUGUUAAAGAAAAUGGUGAACUCUCCCGUAAUAUAGAGGAAGCGGAGGAAAUUCUUAAGUUCAAGCCGCGCAAGGUAAAGAAAUUGAAGAAAAUUAAAGAUGACUUGGAGAAAGUGGAGCUUGAAAAGUAUGAGAAGUAUAUAAGCAGCGAAGAGGAGCCUGAGGAAAAAACACCAUACCAAAAGCCCGAAAAGAAGCCAAAACCAGAAGAUAAGCCUGAAGAAGCCAAAAUAAAGCUUGGAAAAGGUAAGAAAAAGCCAAAAGAAGAAGAGGAACCUGAAAAUGUGACACUUAAAAAGAUACCUGAAAAGCCCAAAUCAUCUGAAGAAGAUGUUGAUAAAUCACUAAAGCCAAAAGAAGUUGUUGUUAUCGAAGAAAAGCCCAAAGAGCCGAAAACACAAGAGAUAGACGUGGAACCAUUUGAACCAACUGAUUUCGAGCAUCCAGAAUAUCCACAAGAAGAGCUUGAGCCGUUAGAACACCCAACAAAACCGGAAAAACCAAAGAAGACUACUAAAACCAAAUAUAAGCCAAAAGAGAAAUCCAAGCCUGAUCAGGACACAAUAAUAUCAGAGAUUGUGCCCGGAGUUCCUAAAGAACAAGAGGAUGUACCUGAGAAAGAAGUUAAGUUCCGUAUACCUGAAAGUGAAGCUCCAGAAGAAACUGACUCUGAGGUUAAAUUGAAACCGUUCCAAAAACCUGAGCCGGAAAUAAUAUCUGAAGAUACAGCAGCCCAACCAGAGACAGAGGACUCUCAGCCGAAAGAACAAGUCACAAAGCCUGAAGACGAUAUACAAAAACCAAAGAAAACAAAGGCUAAGAAGAAGCAACCGAAAGAAGAAGAAGAGACUCCCGAAGAGCAACCAAGCAAGGAAUUUGAAGUUUCUAUCAGCGAAGAGCAGGUUAUACAAGAAAAGCCGCUUGAAGAAAAACCUAAAGAAGUUAAAGUGAAGCAAAAGAAACCAAAAGAACUCCCUGUGUCGCAAGUAGAAGUCGUUGAGGAAGUGCCACAGCCUGAACAAACUCCCGAAGAUAUUCCCGUUGAGUACAAGAUUACUACAACAGUUAUAGAGCCCGAAGAGGCACCUAAAGAGCAUCAAGUCAAAGUCAUUGAUUUUGAUGAAAGGGAAGUAACAACUGCGGAGGUUGUAGAAGAAAAAGUGGUUACCCGAAAGAAAAAACCAAAACCAGAGCCAGAGCCACAGGAAGAAUAUGAAGUUACUCUAAAACAACCGAGAGAGGAACAAGAUGAACCAGAGGAAGUCAAUGCAGAAAUUGUGUUACCUAGCGAAAAGCCAGAAGAAAAAGAACCUGAACAAUACGAGGUAGAAUUGAAGCUAACUGAGCCACAGAUAAGUGAAGUUGUUGGUGAAGAAAUUGUCGUAAAAGAGAAAACAAAGAAGAAACCCUCGAAAGAUAAGGUAAAACAAAUUGUUGUGGAAGAAGAAAAAGUGCAGCCACGUGAAGAAGUAGAGGAGAAGGUGGAACCAAAACCAGAAGAAAAAAUUGUGGAUCACAAAGCUUACGAAAUAAACAUUACAGAGACUGAAGCAGAAAAGGAACAACCUAUUGAAGUCAUCGAAGAGACUGCUGAGGUUACUAAAGAAGAACCUGUAGAAGAUAUAGUUCCUCAAUUCGAUUCUUAUGAAGUUAUCCUUACCGAAUCCGAAGCCGAAAAAGUACGUGAAGUAGAAAAGGAACAACCUGAGGAAUCACCUGAAGAAGUAGAAUUUAAACUUAAGCCCAAGGAAACUGAGUCAAUUGAAGUUAAGGUUACGAUGACUGAACCAAAAGAAAUUGAAGAAACUCAUGUAGAAGCCGAAAUUAAAAAGAAAAAGACGAAAAAACCAAAGAAAACAGAAGAAGCGGCUGAAGUGGAAGAUGAAGUAGUUGAGGAAACAAAGCCUGAAAUUGAAGAACAACAAGAAGAACAAAUAAAGGAAACACCAAAAGAACUUAAAAUUAAAGUAAUUGAGUCGGAAGCUCCUAUUGUUCCAGUUGAUGUAGUCGAAGAAAAGGAACCUGAAAUCGAAGAACACAAAGAAGAACCAAUAAAAGAAAUACCGAAAGAUUACACAGUGCGUGUUUCGGAAACCGAAGCCGAAGAAGACGUCCCAGACGAGGCCCAAUUUAAAUUGAAGAAACCCAAGCCUACUGAAAUAACUGCUGAAGAGCCAGAAGCUGAGUUUGUACUCAAAGAAAAACAGCCAACACAAGAAGUUUCUGAAGCCGCCAAAAUAAAGACCAAGAAGCCGAAAAAGAAAACUGUCGAUGUUCAGUCUGAGGAGCUAAAUAUACAAGUCGUUGAAGAAAUUCCUCAAGAAACUCCUCAAGAAAUUAUAGAAGAAAUUGUAGAGACUGUACCAGAGCUUAAGGAAGAUGUACCGGUGAUUGAAGAGAAGACUUAUAAAAUUGGGGUUAAAGAAACACAGCCAGAGGUACAACCUAAAGAAAUUGUAGAAGAAAUUGUGGAGACUGUACCAGAGAUUAAGGAAGAUGUACCGGUUAUUGAAGAGAAGACUUAUAAAAUUGGUGUUAAAGAAACACAGCCUGAGGUACAACCUGAAAAAAUCGAAGAAGAACAAGUUGAAAUACAACCAGUUGAGGAGAAGCCUAUUGUACAAGAAUUCGAAGAACUCAAAGUAAAAGUAAUUGAAGAAAUACCCCGUGAAGUCGUCGAGGAAGUUACUGAAGAGGAAGUUAAGAUUCAACGUAAGAAGAAGGUUAAGCCUCAAGUAAUUGAAGAGCCUGAAGCUGAGAUAACACUUCCUGUACAAAAACCUGUGGAUGAAGUUGAAGAGUCCCAUGACAUCAUUGUUAAGACCGAAAAGCCAACAGAAGAGCAGGCGGCCGACCUUAAGAUUACAAUUGUUGAAGAAGUGCCACAAGUUAAGGAAAUUAUUGAGGAAGUUGAAGAGAUCGAAGAAGUAAAAGAAACUAAAGUUGAGGCCAUACCAGAGGAGAAACCAGCCGACUUUAAGAUUACUCUAAAAGAAACUGAACCUGAAAAACCAACCAUCGAAGAGUUGCCAGAAGAACAAGUUACGCUUAAGGCUAAAAAGAAAGUUCCCGAACAAAAAGUGAUUGAUGAGCCGGAAGUGGAAUUCCAAGUUCAGACAAAACAACCAGUUGAAGAAGUUACGGCGGCAACUAAAAUUAAGAAGAAGUCGAAGAAACCCAUUGAAGAAGCAGCUGCAGAGCUAAAAGUGAAGGUGACUGAAGAAGUUCCAGCAGAAAAACCAGAAGUUCAAAUUAUCGAGGAAAUCGAAGAGAUUGAAAAACCGGUGGAACUAAUAGAGGAACCUGAUAAUGCAGCUACAUUCAAGUUAAAGAAACCAGAAUCUGUAGAUGAAGAAGAAGUUGUUGCUGAGGUUUCAUUGAAACCAAAGAAACCUAAAGUUGUGGAGGAAGAAGGGGAAUCUGUGGACAUCAAAUUGCCUAAAGAAUUAAAGGUAACCGAGGAGACUUCGAAUGAAACUGUACAACUAAAGAAAAAGAAGAAGCCACAGAAACCAGUGGAAGAAGCAGCUGACGAGUUGAAAUUACAACAAACGGUUGUGGAAGAAAAACCUGUAGAAAUUGAGGAAGAGGAAAUAUUGGAAGAAGCUGUUGUGAUACGCAGGAGACCGAAGAAACCAUUUGAGCCAACAGUUGAAGACUUAGAAGAAACCGAAUUUAGUCUUUCAUUAAAGAAACCACACACUAUAAACGAAGGCGUAGAAGAGGGGGCGACAAUCAUUAAAAAGCGUCCAGUAAGGCCAACAACUUUGGAUGAAGCUGAAGCAGAACUUUCCAUAAAGCGUCAAGAAGAAGAAUACGAGGAGGGCGAAGAUAUAGAAGAAUUUGUCAUAAGUAAGCGACCAAAAGCAAAACCAUUACAAGUAACUGAAGAAGAUGACCAAGAAUAUACAGUGAAGAAGCUCAAACGUCGGAAGAAGGUUGACAUUCCUGAAUUUUCUGAUGUUGAAAAUGUAACGUUCCGUCCCAAGACCACAAAGACUAAAGAGGAUGUAGAUCAAGAGUUCAACAUUGCUCUUGAUUCUUAUGCUGAGGAGGAGGUGUCGAUGUCAGGAAAGGUUAAAAUAAAGAAGCCAAUCAAAAAGACAUACUCUGAAGCUACUGAUGAGGCCAAGAUAAAAAUUAUACAGGAUUAUGAUGAUGGUGAAGGCCCAAUAAUUGAAGAAAUUCGGGACGACAGUAGCAUUGAAGAUACCAUGUACGAUGUUGAGGAGCCUGAGGAGUAUUUGGUUGAAGAAUUGCCGCCUGAUGAAGUUGAUUUCAAAUUGAAGCCUAAAAAACAACCAAAGCCCAGAUAUUCCAUACAAGAUGAGGAAGAGGAACAGUUCUUAAUUGGCUUGCGUCGUCCCAAGCGUGACUCAGUGACCUACGAUGAAGACUCUUUAACCUUUAAGAAGAAACGUAAAGUUGUGCAACAACUCUUCAAUGAAGAUGGAGCUUCACUUAACAUUACAAGGGAAAUGAAUGUUGAAGAAUCUGAUGUCGAUAAUAUUAUGUAUUCUAUCUGCAAUUAUAUUGCCGACAAUGAUGAGGCCAUUAACCUCGUGGAAGGUGAAAAAGUACAAGUUGUUGGACGUCACAGCUCGGAGUGGUGGUAUGUUAAAAAGACCAUAACAGAAGAGGAAGGUUGGGUUCCAGCCCAAUAUCUAAUGGAGCCAGCAGAAUACGCGCAAUACGUUCAGAAGAAGUUGCAUGAGAAAAUUGACAAGCUGCCUGUAUUUGAACGACCUGGACCUGAUGAGAAACCUUUGGCACCACGAUUCAUUGAAAAACUUCAGCCCAUUCACACGCCUGAUGGUUACACAGUACAAUUUGAAUGCAAAGUUGAAGGCGUGCCACGUCCACAAAUUGCUUGGUUCCGUGAAACAGCCAUCAUUAAGCCUUCGCAAGACUUCCAAAUGUUCUAUGACGAAGAUAAUGUCGCCACUUUAAUUAUUCGUGAAGUAUUCCCAGAAGAUGCUGGAAAAUUCACAUGCGUCGCCAAGAAUGCUGCUGGGUUUACCUCAACUACAACCGAGUUGAUUGUGGAGAGUCCGCUAUCCGACCACGGAUCGGAUGCGACGGCAUUGUCUCGCAAGAGCAUGUCUCGAGAAUCAUCAUUGGCUGAUAUACUGGAGGGUAUACCUCCGACCUUCUCACGAAAACCAAAGGCACAAUAUGUCGAUGAGAACACCAAUGUCAUAUUGGAGUGUCGUCUGGUGGCCGUUCCCGAACCCGAUAUUGUCUGGACAUUCAAUGGUGAAGACAUAGAUGAAGAGGAAAUCAAGAAUGUGCGCAUUGUGACCGAAUCUGAUAUGCAUAUGUACUGCAGUGUGGUUCAUAUAACGAAGGUGAAAAAGUCACAAGAAGGCACCUAUGAAGUAAUUGCGACAAAUCGGGAAGGUGAAGCACGUCUGCCAAUUACAUUGAAGGUGCGAACAAAUCAACAGGAAGCACCACAAAUACUAGAGCCGUUACGUAAUAUGGUUAUUCGUGAAGGUGAGAGUGUGGUACUUUCAACACAAAUUGUUGGAAAUCCACCUCCUAAGGUUACAUGGUACAAGGACGGCAAGCCAAUAAAGAAUGCAAAGACUGACAAGGAUUUGCACACCCUUACCUUAAUAACACCAAAGCGUAGUGAAAAGGGAGAGUACACAGUUAAGGCUGUCAACCCAUUGGGCAGUGUAGAAACCUCCGCCAACCUUACGAUUGAAGAACCCUCUAGUGGAAAUGCCGAGCCUCCAUUGUUUGUUGAACGAUUCGAAGAGCAAUCAGUACCACAGAAGGGAGAGAUACGUCUUCCAGCAAAGGUUUCCGGCAAUCCAGUUCCAGAAGUUCAGUGGCUUUUCAACAACAAUCCACUCUACCCAAGCGACCGUGUCCAACAAAUUUAUGAUGGUGAAAAUAUUGAGUUAAUAAUUAAAAAUGCUAAUCCAGAGACAGAUUCUGGUGACUAUAAAUGCAUUGCCAGUAAUCCUAUUGGCAAGACUUCGCACGGCGCCCGUGUGAUUGUUGAAGUCGAUGAAGUAACCUUUACAAAGAAAUUGAAGAAGACGAUUACCAUUGAAGAAGUACAAUCGCUAACACUGGAGUGUGAGACCUCACAUGUAGUUACCACAAAAUGGUUCUUCAAUGGCAAGGAACUGAGCGGCAUGGAUCAUCGCGUUGUUGUUGAGGAUGGAAAAACUCAUAAGUUGGUUAUUAGAAAUACAAACUUGCGCGAUACCGGUACCUAUGUAUGCAAGGUUAAGAACCAGGAAACUCAAUCAACCGUAGAAGUUCUGCAGCGCAAGCCGGACUUUAUUAAAGUACUAGAAGAUUACGAGGUGACUGAAAAGGAUACAGCUAUACUCGAUGUCGAGCUAACAACAGAAGCUGCUGAAGUAACCUGGUACAAGGAUGGUGAGAAAAUCACUCCAGAGAAAAAGAAUUGUGAAUUUAUCAAAGAUGGUAAAUCACGACGUUUGGUCAUACGCGACACCACCAUUCACGAUGAGGGUGAGUACACGUGUAAGGUGGAAGACCAGGUGUGCAGUGCGGAGCUGGUUGUCAUUGAGUUGCCACCAGAGAUUGUGAAGCCUUUGGACGAUACGUCGGUAACUAAGGGUGAGAACGCCACAUUUGAAAUAGAGCUAAGCAAGGGCGACGCUCUUGUCAAAUGGUUCAAGAACGGCAAGGAGUUGCAGUUUAAUGAGCGCGUACAGCUUAUCAUCGAUGGCAAAAAGCAAUCACUACGCAUAAAUAAAGCGAAACCAGACGAUGUGGCCGAAUAUUCCAUUCAAGUCGGUGAUCAAACAUCAAAGGCAAAAUUGACAGUUGAAGAGCCUUUGGUUGAGUUUGUCCUACGCUUACCAGACGUUACCAUUGCCACAAAGUCAACAGAUGCUGAGUUUACUGUAGAGCUGUCACAACCGGAUGUUGAUGUUACCUGGUACAAGAAGGGUAAGCCCAUCAAACCAAACAAAAAGCAUGAGGUGUUUGUAGAGGGCACUGUCAGACGCUUGGUUAUACAUGAUGCCACCGACGACGAUGUGGGUGAGGUCAGUUGUGUUGCCGAAAACGUCACUAGCAGCAGCAAGCUGUGCGUUGAAGAGCUUAAGCUGCCACCCGUAAUAACAUCUGAGAAGGAGCAAACAGUGAAAGUGAAGGAGAACGACGAUGCCACCUUCACUGUCCGGUACACAGGUGUGCCAACGCCAGAGGCCCAAUGGACAACGCGCAAUGUUGUAAUACCUAAGUCGAAGCGCACGAUUCCAGUCAUAGACGAGCAAUCCGCCACAUUAACCAUCAAAAAGGUUGUUGAUGAUGAUGAAGGUGAAUACACGGUCAAGCUUGUCAAUCCUGUGGGUGAGGCAGAGGCCAGUUUACAUUUGGUCAUUAUGCGUAAGCCCACGGCACCCGGCACGCCUCAACCCUUGGAGGUUAUGCACGAUUCAAUUACCUUAUACUGGAAGGCCCCAGAAGAUGAUGGCAAAUCUGAAAUUAUUGAGUACAUUUUGGAAUACCAUGAUGUAAAGGAAGAAAAAUGGACUGAGAUUCGUAAGAUCAAGGACACCACAUACACCGUCAGCAAACUAAAGAUCGAUACAGAAUACGUUUUUCGGGCAAUUGCUGUCAAUGAUAUUGGUCCCUCACCGCCUUCGCCAAUUUCCCCGCCAAUUCGCCUGGUACCAAAGGUAGAAACAGAAGCACCAAGCGUACGCGAGCCACUGCAGGAUGUUGCCUCUGAGCUAGACAAAGAGGUCACACUGUCCUGUGUAUUCGGAGGCAUUCCAGAACCAAAGGUCGUUUGGAAGAGAAAUGGCCAGAUCUUCGAAUCCAGCAGCUUGCGCUAUGAGAACCGUGUAGCCAAGUAUACUAUUGAAAAGACAACCAUUGAGACUGAGGCCACAUACACAUGUGUGGCUACCAAUGAGAAGGGUUCCGUUGAGACUUCCUGCAAGUUGACUUUACAACAGAAGCCACACAUUGAAAUUGAGGACAAAUACUUGUCGCAAAAAUUGCGUACUGGCGGCACUCUCACCAUUCCAGCAUUGGUCAAAGGCUAUCCCCAACCAACUGUGACCUGGCAUAAGGAGACAGUUGAACAAAAGUCGACGAAACAAAUCACAAUCGAGACUACGGAAACCACUUCAACGUACACUGUGACAAAACUCACUCGCGAACAUUCGGGACGGUACAAGAUCACAGCCACAAAUGAGUCAGGCAGCACAUAUGUGGAAUGCUCUGUUCAGGUAAUCGACAAGCCCAGUCGACCUCAAUCAUUGGAGAUCAAGGAUGUUAAGAAAGACUCAAUUACCUUGGAAUGGACACCGCCCAUCGAUGACGGUGGCAUGGACAUUAAACAGUACACACUAGAGAAGUGCGAUGUUCAGAAUAAUGUUUGGAUGAAGGUGUCCGAUUUCAAUAAGGACAUACACUCGUAUUCUGUUCAAAAGCUCUCUAUGAAUGCACAGUAUAUGUUCCGAGUUGUAGCCAUUAACCCAAUUGGUGAAUCGGAACCAACUGAGAGUGAGACUGUUACCAUAACAAAGAAGUUUGAUAAACCAACUCCACCACGUCCACCCACCGAAGUAUCCGGUAUGAAUGAUAGCUCCUUUACACUAGCUUGGGAGCCGUCAGAAAGCGACGGUGGUUCAAAGAUCAUUGAAUACAUCGUAGAGAUCAGGGAAGAGACUGAGACUGUAUAUCGCAGCGUGGGUACAACAACGGGCACUGUGACGAACAUACAUGUCGAAAAUGUUAUCCGCAACAAGGGCUAUCUAUUUAGAAUAUAUGCUAGAAAUGAGGUUGGUACGAGCGAGGCUUUCGAGACUACGGAGAAGAUUGUCGUCGGACGUAAAAUAACUCCGCCAUCGCCACCACAAAAUCUGAGAGCUCCCGAUAUUACGAGUCGUAGUGUCACACUCGAUUGGGAGGUGCCAGCACGAAAUGGUGGCUCAGAAAUCACAGGCUAUUGUGUGGAGAAACGUUCCUCGACAUCAACUACUUGGGCAAAGGUCAUUACUUUGGAUGCUCAUCAACUACAUUAUACCAUUGACAAUCUGAAGGAUAAAUGCGAGUACUGGUUCCGCGUCUCUGCUGAGAAUGAGGUUGGAUUAGGUGCACCAGCCGUAACUGAAAGCAUAUCGCUUAAGACACACGCAACCGUGCCAUCACCACCAACGGCACCACUGGAGGCCCGAGUCAUCGCUGCCAAUGCUCACGUAUUCGAAUGGGGUAUACCCGAGUCAGAUGGAGGUGCGCCUCUGCUCGGCUAUCACAUUGCCAUACGUGACAUGAAGAAGUCGAUGUGGAUCGAGGUUGGUCGUGUGCCUGCCGGCGUGCAGAAAUUCCAGAUCAGAGACUUGCAAGAGAAUCACGAGUACAUGAUACGCAUAUUCGCCAAGAAUGAAAUCGGGUUGAGUGAACCUUUGGAAUCGGAGGAGCCCUAUAAGAUUAUGACAGCAGGUCAUGCCAGUCUGCCGGACGAACCGCGUACAGAAAUGAGCACCUGCAAUACAUCAUCCUGGCUGCGAGACCACAACAUGGAUGCGGAUAUACACUCAUAUGCGCGCGGCAAACUGUUGCGACGCGAUGAGUACUUCUUCCGCAUCUGGGCGAAAAUGCCAAAAAAGAAGAAAAACUCUAAGUAGAGAGGCAAAAUAAUUUGCAUAGACACGACGAAUGAAUUUUAGGCUAGUCUAUAACAUAUAUUGCAAUUGUAUUUAAUUUAAAAACGCUCUUGAUUUGGUUGCUUUUUGUAUUUGUAAAGAGCAUGUAAUGUUUCAGAAUAACAAACACAAAUGAAGUGCUCGCCUACAGCGAUGCUCGCGUCUCUGGGGUCUUAGGGUGCGAGCGAAGAAAAUCUUAGGAUACCAGAGGGUGAGCAUGGCUGUUUUGGGGGAGCAUAACAGAAAAACAUUACAUAAUCUAACGCUCUGUUUAUUUUACUUUUUUGUUUGCACAAUUUACAAUAUGAUUUUUCUGUUUCUGUUUUUUCCUUAUUUUUGUAAGCUGUGAUAAAUCUAUCAAUCGAAAGCGUCAAACGAAUUGCAUAAAAUGUACGCGCUCGGUGCGGCGCGGCACGACCUUUGGGCACGGGCAAUGGGGGCCAACGCCCCAACUCAAUAUCCUAGGGAGACAAACAAUAACAACAAAAUGGUGCAAAUCGAUAUAUGAGUUAUGGGUCGAUGACUUUCAUUGCUAUUGUCAAGGGUAUGUUGCUAGGCGCGAGCUGCAAACAUUUAUGAGAUACUUAUAUUGUACUACAAGUCUUUAACAUAAAACACAAAUAAAAAUGAAUUUUUGAACAAAAAA